AUGGAGCCAAAGCACAAAGAGUUGUUAGACCAAUGGCACCAAAACUUGCUGGACUCAAUAACAGACGCAGACCGGUUGAUUGAGUUGCUGAUACUCUCCGGUACUCUGAGCCAGCUCGACCGCUUCGAACUGGACCAAAACUGCUCUUCCUGCGCGGAGAAAGUGGACCACCUAUUGAAGAUGCUUGUGAACAAGGAAAGCGACCAUUUCCUCGAACUGUGUGUGGCCUUGGAGAAGACGUACCCUGAGCUGUAUUCUGCACUCUUUAGUAACGGCGGUGGACCGGUUGACCAUUCGUCUGGUAAGCUACCAUGCACGCAUGCAACACUUUUGCACAUCAAAACGUAGGACGCAUUCUUGCUUCAUUCCUCCACACAACAUUAGAGAUGUUGAAGUGCUACUAUACCCAAAGUCUCGCAGUGCACUUACAGGGUGGUCCCCCGUGCAAUACUUCUAAAAGCUAGUCUACAUAGCAAGAUAAGGCUGUUUCUUUCCAACCCUCUGCACAUGAUCCCUAUGGAUCAUUGACUAGCUAAGUCAUUCUCAUAUGUUUAUUAGUAGAGCAUGUUGACAUUAGGGGUGUUGAUAUGCAGCAUUCAAAGCCAUAAUACCAGAACUCCAGGUCCUUGUGUGGCCCUAGUGGUUUAUUUCAGGAUGGAACUUUUUUUAAGGUGAAAAUUGCUGUGGAAUGAACAAUGUGAUGCUGAAACAGAAUCGAACUUUGGUAACAUUUUAGGUUGUUACUAAAGUUCCAUUCUGUUUCAGCAUCACAUUGUUCAUUCCACAGCAAUAUUUUGCCUUCAAAAAAACCAAAUGAUCACCAGCAGAGGCAUAGAGACCACGGGCUCUAUAACCAGACUCUUAUCACUAUUUAUUAUAGUGCGUGUGGACUCUGCUACUGUGUGGCUAGGCAGUAGAUGCUAAAUGAACACACUUGCCAUUCCUCCUUUUGAAUGAGAAGCAUGCGCUAUGCACUUUCCAAACAUAUCCAGGUCACAACAUAUUUUCAUUACAGUUGCAAUGCACAUAUCCUGUAGUAAAAUCAUGGAGUAGCCUGCAUAGUGGGUCAAUUCUACAAUGUAUAGGAUACAGAUUAUACUAUGUAUAUGAUACAGAUGGGGCUAUUUCACUGUAUGUAGGUACAAUUUUUUCCAUCAAACUAUAAUGAACAGAAAUAUAUACGCAACAAUUUCUGAGUUACAGUUCAUAUAAGGAAAUCCGUCAAUUAAAAUAAAUAAAUUAGUCCCUAAUCUAUGGAUUUCACAUGACUGGGAAUACAGAUAUGCAUCUGUUGGUCACAGAUACCUUAAAAAAAAAAAGUAGGGGCAUGGAUCAGAAAACCAGUCAGUAUCUGGUGUGACCACCAUUUGCCUCAUGCAGCGCGACACAUCUCCUUCGCAUAGAGUUGAUCAGGCUGUUGAUUGUUGCCUGUGGAAUGUUGUCCAACUCCUCUGCAAUGACUGUACGAAGUUUCUGGAUAUUGGUGGGAACAGGAACACGUUGUCGUUCACUUCGAUCCAGAGCAUCCAAAACAUGCUCAAUGGGUGACAUGUCUGGUGAGUAUGCAGGCCAUGAAAAACUAGGACAUUUUUAGCAUCCAGGAAUUGUGUACAGAUCCUUACGACAUGGGGCCGUGCAUUAUUAUGUUGAAACAUGAGGUGAUGGCGGUGGAUGAAUGGCAAGACAAUGGGCCUCAGGACCUCGUCACGGUAUCUAAAUGCAUUCAAAUUGCCAUGGAUAAAAUGCAGUUGUGUUCGUUGUCUGUAGCUUAUGCCUGCCCAUACUAUAACCCCACCGCCACCAUGGGGCACUUGUUCACAACGUUGACAUCAGCAAACCGCUCGCCCACACGAUGCCAUACACGUGGUCUGCGGUUGUGAGGCCAGUUGGAUUUACUGGGAAAUUCUCUAAAAUUACAUUGGAGGCGGCUUAUGGUAAAGAUAUGAACAUUAAAUUAUCUUGCAACAGCUCUGGUGGACAUUCUUGAUGUCAGCAUGCUGAUUGCACGCUCCCUCAACUUGAUACAUCUGUGGCAUUGUAUUGUGUGACAACUGCACAUUUUAGUGUCCUUUUAUUGUCCCCAGCACACGGUGCACCUGUGUAAUGAGCAUGCUGUUUAAUCAGCUUCUUGAUAUGCCACACCUGUCAGGUGGAUGGAUUAUCUUGGCAAAGGAGAAAUGCUCACUAACAGGGAUGUAAACACAUUUGUGGCCAAAAUCUGAGAGAAAUAAGCUUUUUGUGAGUAUGGAACGUUUCUGGGAUCUUUUAUUUCAGCUCAUGAAACAUAGGAUGAACACUUUACAUGUUGCGUUUAUAUUUUUGUUCAGUGUAAUUCAAUUGUCCUUUUUACUUGAAGUUUAUUAGGGGAAAUGAAAUGCAGUAGCCUAUUCUGUGUAGGGUUAGAUGACAAUUUCCCAAGUUGUCAUCAAUGGUUUGCAAUACUAAUAUCAUCUAAUUUACGUUCGAAGACAAGUUCUUCCUGGCUCUUAUAUUAUACGCUCACAGAUAGCCUGACUUGUUUCCAUGGAAACGCUCUCGCGGCUGAUGUGCCCUUUCAUAUCGACCCUAGCGUGGCAUGCAUGCGUAUAACCAUGCUUAUAAAUCAGUAACAGGGCGCCAGUCAUAUUCUCUAUUUUCCAUUGUACAGUAGUAUGCAUAUAAGCUAGUACUAUACCCCCAGUUAUUGUCCUACAAGACCAGGGGUCCCCAAUUACAUUCAGCCGUGGGCUGUUUUUUAAUUUUGUAUUGGUGAACCCUUUACUAGACCAUUUUAAAAUGUUGCAUCUGAAUGACACAUUCAUUCAGCCUGUAUGUACUUUCUCAAAAUAAAGGCUGAAACCAACCGUUCCCAGGCAGUUUAAAGGUGGACUACAGUUGACUCCUGAUAAGUGCACAUCAUAUGUAUGCAUUAGGGAUGAUCUUUCCCUUUCAAGACGAUGCAUAUCUAGAUACGUACAGGAACGAUACGAUUUGGUUUGAUUAGAGAUUGAAUCGAUUCGAUGCACUAACAUUUGUUGCAUUAACGCAUACAUUUUCCAUUCUAAAUUAUAAUCUGCUUCUGAUGGAGCUCAUGAAUGAGCUGGUUCUCUAAAUGAUGUAUGUCUAUGGUAUAUACUAUGUAGGCAUCUGAUCUGAGGUAUAAUGGAGACUAGGCAUCUACCACCCCACUAUCAGAAUUGUUUUUUUUUUUGGGGGGGGGGGGGGGGGGGCAAAGCAGUUUAUGUUUUUUGGCCCCCCACUUUGGUAUUGAAUUUGCCAUCACACACGAAUUAACUUGUUUAUCGUUUGCAAAUUAGCUAUGACAUAGCCAAUGAAUAUAUACAGUGCCUUCGGAAAGUAUUCAGACCCCUUUGACUUUGUCCACAUUUUGUUAGGUUGCAGCCUUAUUCUAAAAUUGAUUAAAUUGUUUUCAAUCUACACACAAUACCCCAUAAUGACAAAGCAAAAACACGAUUUUAGAAAUGUUUGCUAAUUUAUAAAAAAUAGGAAAAUGAAAUAUAAUAAUUACAUAAGUAUUCAGACCUUUUACUCAGUACUUUGUUGAAACACCUUUGCCAGCGAUUACAGCCUUGAGUCUUCUUGGGUAUGACGCUACAAGCAUGGCACACCUGUAUUUGGGGAGUUUCUCCCAUUCUUCUCUGCAGAUCCUCUCAAGCUCUGUCAGGUUGGAUAGGGAGCGUCGCUGCACAGCUAUUUUCAGGUCUCUCCAGAGAUGUUAGAUCGGGUUCAAUUCCGGGCUGUGGCUGGGCCACUCAAGGACAUUCAGAGACUUGUCCCGAAGCCACUCCUGCGUUGUCUUGUCUGUGUGCUUAGGGUGGUUGUCCUGUUCGAAGGUAAACCUUCUACCCAGUCUGAGGUCCUGAGUGCUCUGGAGCAGCUUUUCAUUAAGGAUCUCUGUACUUUGCUCCGUUCAUCUUUCCCUCGAUCCUGACUAGUCUCCCAGUCCCUGCUGCUGAAAAACAUCCCCACAGCAUGAUGCUGCCACCACCAUGCUUCACUGUAGGGAUGGUGCCAGGUUUCCUCCAGACGUGACGCUUGGCAUUCAGGCCAAAGAGUUCAAUCUUGGUUUCAUUAUACCAGAGAAUCUUGUUUCUCAUGGUCAGGGUCCUUUAGGUGCCUUUUGGCAAACUCCAAGCGGGCUGUCAUGUGCCUUUUACUGAGGAGUGGCUUCCGUCUGGCCACUCUACCAUAAAGGCCUGAUUAGUGGAGUGCUGCAGAGAUGGAUGUCCUUCUGGAAGGUUCUCCCAUCUCCACAAAGGAACUCUAGAGCUCUGUCAGUGUUCUUGGUCACUUCCCUGACCAAGGCCAUUCACCCUCGAUUGCUCAGUUUGGCCGGGCGGCCAGCUCCAGGAAGAGUCUUGGUGGUUCCAACCUUCUUCCAUUCAAGAAUGAUGGAGGCCACUGUGUUCUUGGGGACCUUCAAUGCUGCUGAAUGUUUUUGGUACCCUUCUCCAGAUCUUUGCCUAGACACAAUCCUGUCUCGGAGCUCUACGGACAAUUCCUUCGACCUCAUGGCUUGGUUUUUGCUCUGACAUGCACUGUCAACUGUGGGACCUUUAUAUAGACAGAUGUGUGCCUUUCCAAAUCAUGUCCAAUCAAGUUGUAGAAACAUCUCAACGAUGAUCAAUGGAAACAGGAUGCACCUGAGCUCAAUUUCGAGUAUCAUAGCGACGGGCCCUGAUAUAUAUUUCUAUUUUUUGUUUUUAAUAAAUGUGCAACAAUGUCUAAACCUGUUUUUGCUUUGUCAUUAUGGUGUAUUGUGUGUAGAUUGUUGAGGUAAUUGUUUUAUUUAAUCCAUUUUAGAAUAAGGCUGUAACGUAACAAAAUGUGGAAAAAGUCAAGUUGUCUGAAUACUUUCCAAAGGCGCUGUAGCACAACUUUGGAGAGAGAAAGACUUUCAUUAUGUUGAGGCGCUAACACAAGUCUUCAGGUCCCACGCAAGUUCAAAUAAAAUGCAAUUUUAUUUGUCACAUGCUUUGUAAACAACAGAUGUAAACUAACAGUGAAAUGCUUACUUAUGGGCAGAGAAAAAUAAACCAUCUUUUAAACUUGCAACCUUGGUGUUUUAAUGCUGUAGAUGAGAGGCGCUGCAGCAGGGCUGUAUGUAUGUAACCUUGACUGUGUCCCACAAUGCCCCCUAUUCCCUUAUGGAGUGCACUACUUUUGACCAGAGCCCUAUGGGCCCUAGUCAGUAGUUCACGAAAUUGAGGAUAUGGUGUAGGCCGUCAUUGUAAAUAAGAAUUUGUUCUUAACUGACUUGCCUAGUUAAAAAAGGUUCAAUAUUAUUUAUUUUUAAAUGGUCCCAUGUAGUACGCAGCCCUAGUGAGUCCAUGGUGGUUAUUCACCAGAGCAUUAGCUCUACUCUGCCUGCCUGUUGUAAUGUGUCUCUGUGAGACGUGUAUCAUCAUGCCUCCACUGCCCUCUCCUCUGUAUUAACUCCUCUGCUGCCUCAGCACAGAGAGAGGGAGGCAGCUGUAGUCAAGGUAAUCAGAGGGAUUUUUGAAUGCUUUUCAAGUGCAGCGAUUCAGGCUGAUGCGAUUACAGCGUUUAACCAGGCUGCCUGGCUGCUGAGAGAGCGGAGUCGAGCCUCCUAGUUGCUCCAGGCAGAGAAAGAGAGGGAGCGUAGAGAUGAAAGACUUAGCUCCUGUGUGUGUGUGAUCUGCGCUGAUAGCAACCUGCUCUCAAGCCGUCCUCUCAUACUGAUAUACUCUCCUUUCCUCGCUGGCAGACUCCUCCCUUCACUGAGACACACAGUGCAUGCAUCAUACACUGUACAAACACACACAAGACACACCCCUCUAACUUAAAGGCGGACCCACGCUUGCACGCACGUAGACAGUGACGGUAGUGGAGGAGGAGCGGGUCUUUGGUUCUCCUUCUCCAACCCUCCUAAUAUGGCUGCUGUAGGAAACAUGGAGAAAUGUACCUUCAUUUCAUGCACCAUUAGCAUAAUUGAAUCUCAGAUUAUGAAAAGCUUUAUUAAAGGUUCAAAUCCAGGGAUAUGCCACAUCAUUGCGCAAAACGCAGGGCCCUAAUGCCACGUUUGUUUUAUGUGAAUUCUUUCAAUGGGAUAUUAAAUCUAUCAAUCCGUCAAACUACCAAUAUGAGAAUUGUGUUUUAUAUUUAGUCAAUGUGAGAUUAUAUAGCCUAAGUAGAUCACCAGUAUCUUUGCCUUGUAUAACAAACCAUGCUAUAGCAUUUCAAGCUGAUUUCAUUCAUACACAUUUAGUGCAAUAGGCCUAAUCAAAACCAAUUUCAUGCCUCCUAGUCCUCUGCAGUGCUUUUAGACUUCUCCUAGUCCUCUGCAGUGCUUUUAGACUCCUCCUAGUCCUCUGCAGUGCUUUUAGACUUCUCCUAGUCCUCUGCAGUGCUUUUAGACUUCUCCUAGUCCUCUGCAGUGCUUUAAGAGACUUCUCCUAGUCCUCUGCAGUGCUUUUAGACUUAUCCUAGUCCUAUGCAGUGCUUUUAGACUUAUCCUAGUCCUCUGCAGUGCUUUGUAAGAGACUUCUCCUAGUCCUCUGCAGUGCUUUGUAAGAGACUUCUCCUAGUCCUCUGCAAUGCUUUGUUAAGAGACUUCUCCUAGUCCUCUGCAGUGCUUUGUUAAGAGACUUCUCCUAGUCCUCUGCAGUGCUUUGUAAGAGACUUCUCCUAGUCCUCUGCAGUGCUUUGUUAAGAGACUUCUCCUAGUCCUCUGCAGUGCUUUGUAAGAGACUUCUCCUAGUCCUCUGCAGUGCUUUGGUGUUUCACCUAUAGAGUAGUUAUACCUGUAUAGGCCUCUUGCUCUCUCCACUGACUGACUGACUGACUGUGACGUUGAUUUAAACACACACAAAGAGGAGGGCGUGAUGCAAUGCUCCCUGACAGGAUGCUGUGUCUGUGUCCACACAUCUCCUGCUCUCUCUGUGUGUGUAUAUAGAAGAUGGACCAUUGCCUCUGGGCGACUGUGCUACACCUCAACUCGGCUCAGGUGUGUGCUGUGUACUCUGAAAACACCUGUUUUUACAACUGCUGAUCUGUGGUGAGGUGAGAGCCCGUCAUUAAGAGAAGACCUCUCUUUCUCUCCCCGUUUCUCUCUUUCUAUGCCCUUAUCUCUCUUUUUUUUGUCUCUUCCUCAGACUUAGCUUCUGUUUUUUAAGUGUAGCAGGCCCAAAGUGCCCAAUCAGCAGCUUGCUGUUCUCUGUGUGUGUGUGUACGGACUAGGACAGGACCAGUGGGUCUGUCUGUCUGUCUGCCUGCCUGUCGACCCGUGUCUCACUCCCGGCAGCACAUAAACCAUGGGGACGCAAUGAGUUAUGUCCUGACACUGUGCCACUACUACCAACCAAUGCUCUUAUCUCUCUCCUGGGAUCUGACUACUGUAGCGCCUAGCUACAAUCGCUCUGUUUCUCUAUCUUUCCUCUCCCCCUUUCUCUCCCUGCAUGUCUCUAGAUUAGGCCAUCAAUCCAUCCAUCGUACACCCAGCCUGUCUGCUGGAUAUGAAGUCAUUUCCUAGGCCUUCCGUUAUACUACAUGUCACUGGGCAGUUUGUCUAUUGUACUACCGUGGUGUAUCCACUCUAGCAUAACGGGUUACAACUAGGGGUUGGAAGUUGGGAUCCUUAACGUUAAGAAAAAUCCAGAACCGAAAAACGAUUUUUCAUAAUUAAAAUCACAGUGCAUUAUCACAAAACCAUAUUUUCCGUGUUAUAGCCUAACUAGAUUAUAUGGCUAUAAAGGCCUGGGGAAUCUAAAUAAAGCCAGAGGCAAACUUUAGACUACUUUGGUGAAUUUGCGAGGCAUGAAAGAUAAUUAAGACAUUGCGAGAUGCAGAUUACCAAGACGUAUGCGCACGGUUCUGCCUGCCUCCUCUCUUUCUCCCUCGCCCUGGCCUGCCUGCCCCUCAUCUCUCUCCCUCCCUCGCCCUGGCCUGCCUGCCCCUCAUCUCUCUCCCUCCCUCGCCCUGGCCUGCCUGCCCCUCAUCUCUCUCCCUCCCUCGCCCUGGCCUGCCUGCCCCUCAUCUCUCUCCCUCCCUCGCCCUGGCCUGCCUGCCCCUCAUCUCUCUCCCUCCCUCGCCCUGGCCUGCCUGCCCCUCAUCUCUCUCCCUCCCUCGCCCUGGCCUGCCUGCCCCUCAUCUCUCUCCCUCCCUCGCCCUGGCCUGCCUGCCCCUCAUCUCUCUCCCUCCCUCGCCCUGGCCUGCCUGCCCCUCAUCUCUCUCCCUCCCUCGCCCUGGCCUGCCUGCCCCUCCUCUCAAUUCAAUUUAAGGGCUUUAUUGGCAUGGGAAACGUAUGUUAACAUUGCCAAAGCAAGUGAAGUAGAUAGUAAACAGUAAAUAUUAACAGUAACAUUCCACUCAGAAAAGUUCCAAAAGAAUAAAGACAUUUCAAAUGUCAUAUUAUGUGCAAAUAUUUAAAGUACAAAAGGGAAAAUAAAUAGCUCAGUUGGUAGAGCAUGGCGCUUGCAAUGCCAGGGUUGUGGGUUCGAUUCCCACGGGGGGCAGUAUGAAAAAUGUAUGCACUCACUAACUGUUAAGUCGCUCUGGAUAAGAGUGUCUAAAUGACUAAAAUGUAAAAUAUUUACAGUGGUGUUUGUUGUAAUCAAAUUUUAUUUGCCACAUGCGCCGAAUACAACAGGUGUAGACAUUAAAGUGAAAUGCUUACUUACAAGCCCAUAACCAACAAUGCAGUUCUUCACUGGUUGCCCUUUACUUGUGGAAACAGGUCACUAAUCUUGCUGCUGUGAUUGCACACUGUGGUAUCUCACUCAAUAGAUAAUGGAGUUUACCAAAAUUGGAUUUGUUUUUGAAUUCUUUGUGGGUCUUUGUAAUCUGAGGGAAAUAUGUCUAAUAUGGUCAUACAUUUGGCAGGAGGUUAGGAAGUGCAGCUCAGUUUCCACCUUGGCGGCCUUUCUCAAUAGUAAGCAAUGGCCUCUCUCUCCCUCGCGCUGGCCUGCCUGCCCCUCUCUCUCUUCCUUGCGCUGGCCUGCCUGCCCCUCUCUCUCCCUCGCGCUGGCCUGCCUGCCCCUCUCUCUCUCUCCCUUGCGCUGGCCUGCCUGCCCCUCUCUCUCUCUCCCUUGCGCUGGCCUGCCUGCCCCUCUCUCUCUCUCCCUCGCGCUGGCCUGCCUGCCCCUCUCUCUCUCUCUCGCUCCCUCGCGCUGGCCUGCCUGCCCCUCUCUCUCUCUCGCUCCCUCGCGCUGGCCUGCCUGCCCCUCUCUCUCUCUCCCUCGCGCUGGCCUGCCUGCCCCUCUCUCUCUCUCCCUCGCGCUGGCCUGCCUGCCCCUCUCUCUCUCUCCCUUGCGCUGGCCUGCCUGCCCCUCUCUCUCUCUCCCUCGCGCUGGCCUGCCUACUCUUUCUUUUUAUCAAUGAAGGGGCCAGUCUUAAGAGCACGGGGUAGGCUACUCUUAGUUGCAGACUGGGUAGGGGUGUUUUUGUCUCAUGAAAUGAAAUUACAGUAGGCUACCGGUAUAGCCUGUAUCGAUUACCCUUUUCAGAUAUAAUGGUAUGUGCCCCCUUGAAAGCACCUCGGCUACGGCAUGUUUGUUUUUCUGUUAGGGUAGGCUACACUACAGCUUUUUAAACACCGAUGCAAAACCUUCUCUGUAGACAUGAACGGCAUUUUACUUGUCUGUAAAAUAAUGCCACUUCUGAAGCGGAACAAACUUCCAUCACUAAGUGACCAGAACUGUCAAUCCUAGCCUGCCUGCUGCCUGCGUGCAGACCACUCUUUCCUUUGUUAAAUAUCAUGACUUACUAAGACAUUUAGUAGAAAGAAAGCACAUCUAGCUACCCUACUAUUAGAAAUCUGCAUAAACAAAACAGCAGGACAUCAAUCAGCAACUUUAAUUGUUGUCAGGGAAACAAUAGAACAUUGUAUGCCGGAGCAAAAUUAUACUGUCAGAAAAGGUACAGACACUUCUGAAAAGCGUCUGUACCUUAUCCACAUGUUGGGCCUCCCAUGUGGCGCAGCGGUCUAAGGCACUGCAGUGCUUGAGGCGUUACUACAGAUCGGGGUUCGAUCGCGACCGGGAGACCCAUGAGGCGACGCACAAUUUGCCCAGCGUCGUCUGGGUUAGUGGAGGGUUUGGCCGGCCGGGAUGUCCUUGUCCCAUCGCGCUCUAACAACUCCUUGUGGGGGCCGGGCGCAUGCACGCUGACUUCGGUCGCCUACGGUGUUUCCUCCGACACAUUGGUGCGGCUUGCUUCCGGGUAAAGCGAGCAGAGUGUCAAGAAGCAGUGUGGCUAGUCAGGGUCGUGUUUUGGAGGACGCAUGGCUCUCGACCUUCUCCUCUCCCGAGUCCGUACGGGAGUUGCAGCGAUGGGACAAGACUGUAACUACCCAUUGGAUACCACGAAAUCGGUACAUGUUACUAUACUUUGUUCUGUCUGUAAAGUGUAGAUAUAACUUAAUUGCCCGGCCCUAGCGGUCAUAUGUAAUUGGAUUAUUGUUCUGCAUUGUGAAUUAUGAUUUUUUUCCCUUAUCGUUUUCAUAGAAAACAAUUUCUUUUUUUUGGUAUAUAUUUCUUAAUGGCUCUUUUAAAAGCUAAUAUUUUUUCCCCAUUUGUCACAUCCCAAGUUACAACUAAAAUUGGUAAAGAUUGCUCUAUUUUGUCAGAAAAAUGUUUUAUAUAGAUUAUAGGAAAUUACUAGACUUGUAGCAGGAACGAUCAUUGCUGGAGGUGUUGUGACUGCCUGUCAAGGCGUCAGUGUAAUGCGGUAGGACGAAGUCAGGCGCAGGACACAGAGCUAAUUGAAAAACGUACUUUACUCGUAGGUAUCUUAAAGAACAAACCUCCACGCAGGGAGGAACACACCCGCUCACAUACGACAACCAAAACAUGGACAAACACGCACAACACACAGUGUGAGCCAGAGGGUGAAUUAGGGAAGACAUAAUUACAUGAUGGGAAACAGGUGAGACCAAUACAGACAAAACAAGUAGAACAUAGAAACAUGGAUCGGUAGCAGCUAGUACUCCGGUGACGACGAACGCCGAAGCCUGCCCGAGCAAGGAGGAGGGGCAGCCUCGGCUGAAUUCGUGACACAGCCCACUUAUGUUGGCCAUCUGAUUAAGGCCACAAGAUUGACCUGUGUUUUAACCGGGUCAGUGGUGCCAUCGUCCCAAUUGAACUAAAUUGAUCUCUGUUAGAUCAUUUAAAGGUGUGAACUGAAUGCCUUGCCCCUUUGUUUUCAAUGCAGUGGGCUGAUGUAAAUGUUGACUUGGAAGUGGUGAGAGAGGUGGUCUCUCCUCUCCUUGAUCUGAAUGCUGUGUGUGUGUGUGUGUGUGUGCAUGGUUUGUGUUGUGACUGUGCCAGAAGGCAGAGCAGCAUUAAGAACAGGGCUUCAUGACCGUUUACACGUGUUGUUGCUGUGCUUCCUAAUCACCCUGUGAGGCAGAGGAAAUGCCACGGUCUAAAUGCUCUGUGUGGUGAGGUCAUGGUAAUAAACAGACAGAGCUACUCUCCUCUACCCCUUUCUCUCUCUCCCCCUCUCUCUCUCUCCCCCUCUCCUCUCAUCUCAUGUGCUUUAUUGGCAUGGGAAACGUGUGUUAACAUUGCCAAAGCAAGUGAAGUAAACAAAAGUGAAAUUAACAAUAAAUAUUAGCAGUAAACAUUACACUCAGAAGUUUCAAAAGAAUAAAUACAUUUCAAAUGUCAUAUUAUGACUAUAUACAGUGUUGUAAUGAUGUGCAAAUAGUUAAAGUACAAAAGGGAAAAUAAAUAAAGAUAAAUAUUACAAACAUGUAAUGGUGUUUGUUCUUCACUGGUUGCCCUUUUCUUGUGGCAACAGGUCACAAAUCUUGCAGCUGUCUGUACAUAGUCAAAGCUUUCCUUCAUUUUGGGUCAGUCACAGUGGUCAGAUAUUCUGCCACUGUGUACUCUCUGUUUAGGGCCAAAUAGCAUUCUAGUUAGCGCUGUUUUUUUGUUUUGUCAAUUCUUUCCAAUGUGUCAAGUAAAUCUCUUUUUGUUUUCUCAUGAUUUGGUUGGGUCUAAUUGUGUUGUUGUUGUUGUCCUGGGGCUCUGUGGGGUCUGUUUGUGUUUGUGAACAGAGCCCCAGGACCAGCUUACUUAGGGGACUCUUCUCCAAGUUCAUCUCUCUGUAGGUGAUGGCUUUGUUAUGGAAGGUUUGGGAAUCGCUUCCUUUUAAGUGGUUAUAGAAUUUAACGGCUCUUUUCUGGAUUUUGAUAAUUAGCGGGUAUUGGCCUAAUUCUGCUCUGCAUGCAUUAUUUGGUGUUUUUCAUUGUACACAAAGGAUAUUUUUGCAGAUUGGAGAAAUGAGUCCCUUGUCAAAAGCCAAGGGUGACGUAAUCAGCAGGACUGCGGCCCCAGAGGACCCGAGCAAUGCACUUCUGCUAUAGAGAUUUUAUGAGCUGCUAGCAUAGUUUGUUUUUUCAACAUUAACAGUGGACGUCAACCCAUGGCACCAGCUUGCUGCUCAGAAAGUACUUUUCUCACUUACACUGACUUCUAGUAUUCUUCAGGGUUAAAGCACCACUAGCUCGACUGAUAAUAGGCUGUGUGUUCGCUGUAAUGCAAGUAGGGGCAUUACUGGACAAGCUAGACUGUUGCUGUUCAGCAUUUCUGAUGGAGCUUAUUGUCUGGGGUGAAGGCCAAGUGCCUAUCUUUCUGCUAGAGGAUCGGAGCGCAGCUCAUCUCAUUGCGUCUCAAUAUUCAAACUCUUUACCCCAGCCAAGUCCCAGAUCUAGAAAUGUAAAUCUAUACUUGGUCAUUUUUAUGCUAAAUGCCAGCGACCAUAAUAGUUGGCAAUACAGCACUUGAGAGAUCUAGAACCAGGCUAACUUUAGCCAGCCUCGACUCCUUCAGUGCUCAAAAGAUCUGAAAUGACUGGAUAGGUAUAAGCUAGAUAUUGAUCAUGGCACUGUGUUGUUGUAAACCUCUGGUAAGUUACAGUGCCUUCGGAAAGUAUUCAGACCCCUUGACUUUUUCCAUAUUUUCUUACGUUACAGCCUUAUUCUAAAAUGGAUUAUAUAAAUAAAAAUGUGCAAUCGACACACAAUACCCCAUAAUGACAAAGCGAAAACAGGUUUUUAGAAAUGUUUGCACAUUUAUUUAAAAUAAACUACAUUAUUUACGUAAGUAUUCAGACCCUUUGCUAUGAUACUCGGAAUUGAGCUCAGGUCAUUGAUCAUCCUUGAGAUGUUUCUACUAAUUGAUUGGAGUCCACCUGUGGUAACUUCAAUUGAUUAGACAUUAUUUGGAAAGGCAAACACCUGUCUAUAUAAGGUCCCACAGUUGAUAGUGCAUGUCAGAGCAAAAACCUAGCCAUGUCUAAGGAAUUGUCCGUAGAGCUCCGAGACAGGAUUGUGUCGAGGCACAGAUCAGGGGAAGGGUACCAAAAAAUGUCUGCAGCAUUGAAGAUCCCCAAGAACACAGUAGGCCUCCAUCAUUCUUACAUAGAAUAAGUUUGGAACCACCAAGACUCUUCCUGGAGCUGGCCGCCCGGCCAAACUGAGCAAUCGGGGGAGAGGGGCCUUGGUCAGGGAGGUGACCAAGAACCUGAUGGUCACUCUGAUAGAGCUCCAGAGUUCCUCUGUGGAGAUGGGAGAACCUUCCAGAAGGACAACCAUCUCUGCAGCACUCCACCAAUCAAGCCUUUAUGCCAGAUGGAAGCCACUCCUCAGUAAAAGGCACAUGACAGCCCGCUUGGAGUUUGCUAAAAGGCACCUAAAGACUCUCAGACCAUGAGAAACAAGAUUCUCUGGUCUGAUGAAACCAAGAUUGAACUCUUUGGCCUGAAUGCCAAGCGUCACGUCUGGAGGAAACCUGGAACCAUCCCUACGGUGAAGCAUGGUGGUGGCAGCAUCAUGCUGUGGGGAUGUUUUUCAGCGGCAGGGACUGGGAGACUAGUCAUGAUCGAGGCAAAGAUGAACGGAGCAAAGUACAGAGAGAUCCUUGACGAAAACCUGCUCCAGAGCAUUCAGGACCGCAGACUGGGUUAAGGUUCACCUUCCAACAACCCUGAGCACACAGCCAAGACAACGCAGUAGUGGCUUUGGGACAAGUCUCUGAAUGUCCUUGAGUGGCCCAGCCGGAGCCCAGACUUGAACCCUAUCGAACAUCUCUGGAGAGACCUGACAAUAACUGUGCAGCGACGCUCCCCAUCCAACCUGAUAGAUCUUGAGAGAAUCUGCAGAGAAGAAUGGGAGAAACUCCCCAAAUACAGGUGUGCCAAGAUUGUAGUGUCAUACCCAAGAAGACUCAAUGCUGUGAUCGCUGCCAAAGGUGCUUCAACACAGUACUGAGUAAAGGGUCAGAAUACUUAUGUACAUUUUUAUAAAUUAGCAAAAAUGUCUAAACCUGUUUUUGCUUUGUCAUUAUGUGGUGUUGUGUGUAGAUUGAUGAGGGGGAAAAAACGAUUUAAUCAAUUUUAGAAUAAGGCUGUAACGUAACAAAGUGGAAAAAGUCAAGGGGUCUGAAUACUUUCCGACAGCACUGUAUAUAGAGGUUCCUCCACGUUAGUCUUUUCAGAUAUUUGAAUAAUGAACGAAGUGGGACUAGGCGAACAACCACACCACUUCUGUUUGUCAUUUAGGAUGAUGUUUUAUUCUAAAGCUGUUAGGCUACAUUCCACUGAUAUUCAGGACACGACUGCUCUGUGAUGAUGUUUAGUUUGAAUUUCAGUCCUUCUGAGGUCUCAGAUUUGUUUGAAACUCUGUUGUUAUUGGCCAAGUUCAGGAUGUACCAUCCCGUUUUCCUUGUACUGACCACGACCCUGCAGACUCUUCUGGUCAUGUGACCCAUUGCCAUGCAUGGCCUUCUUGUGAGAGACAGGCCCCCUGAAAUAGUCCUUCCAGGCCCAGCCAAACAGCAGUGGCUUUCUCUAUCUCACAGACACACACUCACACAGACAGUCUGUUCCUGAAUUCAGACACAAAGUGAGUGGAGCUGAUGGUGGUUAAUUAAGCAAUAAGGCCCGAGGGGGUGCAGCAGUAAGGGCUCGAACCACCCAGUUUAUAAUACAGAAUAUCAGAUGGAGUAUUGUUUUGGUAAUGUAACAAUAAUAACCUUCCUUCCCUUGAACUUUUGUUCUUCUUCUCUCGUCCUCAGGAAGAGAAUGCCUUGCAUCAGAUCAUUAGUUUCUGGGUUGUCGAGAUCUUAAGAUAGAAAGUGUUCGAAAUAGUAGAAUCCAAUUCCUCAGGUAAUCACAUAUACACAUACUAAGAUUUUGGGGUAGUUGGUGCAUUUCUAAAUGAGAAUUAUCUGGAUGGCUUCAUACAUUAUUUAGUCACAGUUGACAGCGGCACCGGACUCUGAUAAGGAUGAGGGGAACACGCUCUGUCGUUCCUCGCCAAUCUUCCUAUUCUACCCUUUUCUUAUUUUUGCCACAUUGCAGAAUUUAGUAUUCCUCCACUUCAUGGAAAGAUAAUCUGGUCGUAUGGAGCAAAAACUCUUGGCCCUGGGGGGAGAGGAGUGAUGAGUGGGAGACAUGGAGGGAGUCGGGGAGAGGAGAUGGGCCUUUGUUCUAGUAUCCCUGUCUAGCUCAGGUCUCACAGUACUGUAUCCUACUGGAUGUUUAAAUACGCUGGAUUUUCCAUGGCUGUGUUCACGAUCACAACACGUCUUCCUAAAGUGUGCUUUGCUCACUCACCUUCAGUGAAAAAGCAUUGGAUGUUGUUGAGAGAAAGUGAACGAGUGCACACUUUGGGUUGCGUUCUGAUUCCCCACACUUCUUCCUAAAGUGUCCACUUACUCACUGCCCCCUCACGGCAAGUGCACACUUCAGGAUAGAAGGGUAGAGAAUUGGACUGUCUGCAGCCUAAGUGCCGACCACUAGAUAUUUUACAUCUCUAAUACAUGCACUAUUUAUUGAUGCGGUCAGCUUGUUCACAAAUGAUCAGCCCAGCUGAAUGAGGCUAAGGUCUAAUUGCUAUUGAUGAUAAAGGGCCUGUUUUAAGAGGUCUAUCGCUGCCGACUCUUCCAACACCGGAUGGCCUGCUACCAUUCAAUAUUCUACUGCAUUCAUUGGCCUGCUUCGAGAGGCUUACAGUGUAGACUAUGUCGCCACUAUUCAGUCUUCUCAAUUUCAUAAAUUUCUAGCCUAUAGGCUAGGCCUACUUUUUCUCAAUUUCCAUACUGUGUCUUCUAACUUACUGUGUCUUUAUCUUUGAAUUAAAGUCAGGAUCUAACAGGCAAGCCGCCAGUAUAUAAAAUCUGUAGUGAGCAGUGAUGAUGAGUAUUACAUUAUUACAAGUGAUUUGGUCUACGCAAUGUGGCAUGACAUGCUGGUCCGAGAGGGGACUGAUUACUUAGAAUCAAUUAAUUUUUGUGUUCUGGGGCUGUUCUGUUCAAAUCACACAUCUCCCAGACCUGUUCUUGUAUUAGUAAAAAUGUUUGUCUAGCAAAAAAGCCUUAGACUUCCAUGUAAGAAGAUGACUUAUCCCCUAGCUGAGCAGCAAGAGUUCCAGUGUAACAUAAAAAAGUAGUAGCUUAGUCUUCCAGAUCUGACACAAUAAACAUUUUUAAAAGUGUAGCCUACUACCUUUUAAAUGUAUCUGGGAAAAUGAGUUAAAAGUGUGUAAGAACCACCUGGCUUCAGUGUGCAGCAGACUGGUAGAAGUGUACUAGGCUCUGCGCGGUUCUCAUGUCAGCUGUAACAAUGUGAAAUCCUCUGAAUAUGUUCCCCAGUGGAGAGCAGUGAGCACAGGGCUUCAGGGAGUGUCAGAACAGACUCUUCUACCUUCAUUUCAUUUCUAAUCUCUCGCUCCACCCCCAGCUAAUGAGGUUAGGCCUUGUCUGUUCUGCAGGCUUGGUGUUGUAAGGGCUUAUGCCGACACAGCAGAUUUGGGAUAAUGGGAUUUGAUCGAUGCCCUCUUGAUGUUAUUACUCCCUUUCUGAGAUUUUUCUGCCAUUGAAAUCCUUAGUUUUUUUUUCGGGUCACCUAAAUCCAAAUUGUACAAAAACGCUUUUGUUAACUUAAACAACUUAAACCAGAUAUAAAGAAUGUAGAGAAGAUAAUGGACCUAUAUAUUUUUAGAUGUCGUGCAAAAGAGAAUAUAACAUUGCGGAUAAAGUUCUGAAUGACACAAUUUCAUGUGUACAACAUCUAAAGACGUGCAUCACUAUACUAAGAGCUUUGCCGUUUCUUAAAGGAUGUUGGGGGUGUUUUUGGCCUUUUUGUAUAUGUUUUUUUGAGGGCCCCAUACUACACAAUGAGGAUGAGGAGUGAUUUGCUGUUUGGGGUAAGUUUCUUUAAAACGUGAAAUCACAAAGGUGUCUGGACCCUUCUAUAACAUGCCGUUUACAUAGAGAUUUGGUUGUAAAAAAAAAAAGAUGACUUCUCCUUUAAUUGCAGUCUUAUGCCUGCUUGAAGUUCGACAGAGACACAUCUCAGUUGAUCACAAUAUACCCAUUAGGCUAUAUAUAUAUAUAACCAGCUAUUGUAUAUCAGUUUGGCUUCUUAACACUCAGAGGAGCACUAAACGUUAUGUGGAUAUUUUGUCCUAUGUCAAACCUAACUGAUUCUUAAAGAUGACAACACCAAGGGCUGCUAAUUCAUUUUGUACUGAAGUAAAAAUCCUGAAGUGGAACACUGAGAAUGACGACGUUCUAAGAACUCACUCUACACUCAGCAAAGGGUUAAACCCAUGACAUGUUCACGUGGCCCCUUAGAAAAGACGGUCAGUCUGUUGCGUUGCUGCAGCUAGAGCCGUGAUGUCCAUCAGCAUGACCUUCUAUAGCCCCCCCCCCCCCCUAUGGAUUCCUCUACAUGAAAAUGUAGCCUAGUGGUUAAGAGCGUUAGGCCAGUAACCGAAAGGUCGCUGGUUCGAAUCCCUGAGCCGACUAGGUGAAAAAUCUGUCUGUGCCCUUGAGCAAGGCACUUAACCCUAAUUGCUGCUGUAAAUCACUCUGGAUAAGAGCGUCUGCUAAAUGACUAAAAUAUCAAAGAAUCUCCCUGGGCUUAAAGGCGUCAACAUGCUUCAGUUCAGCUAGGCGAACCAAGCGAGUGUGCUCACAUACACAAAAGACCUUUGCUUGAAAAACAAGAACAAAGCGGUAAUAGUACUGUUUGUCCAUUUUGAGAUGCCGUAGCCAGUAUACACUUCCUCAAAAUAGUCAGAAUGAAUCUAAGAUAACUCAAGAAAUCGGUCAUUAGUUUUGACUUUUUGCCAAGGAGCUCUUACGCUUUGAACACGCCAACUGUUCCAUUGCGCAAAAUAGUAUGCAGCAUUACAUUUACAUCAUUUAGCAGACGCUCUUAUCCAGAGCGACUUACAAAUUGGUGCAUUCAACUUAUGAUAGCCAGUGGGACAACCACCUUUUUCUUUUUAUGGGGGGUGGGGGAAGAAGGAUUACUUUAUACUAUUCCAGGUAUUCCUUAAAGAGGUAGGGUUUCAAGUGUCUCCGGAAGGUGGUCAGUGACUCCACUGUCCUGGCGUCGUGGGGGAGCUUGUUCCACCAUUGGGGUGCCAGAGCAGCGAAUAGCUUUGACUGGGCUGAGAGGGAACUGUGCUUCCGUAGAGGUAGGGGAGCUAGCAGGCCAGAGGUGGAUGAACGUAGUGCCCUCGAUUGGGUGUAGGGUCUGAUCAGAGCCUGAAGGUAAGGAGGUGCCGUUCCCCUCACAGCUCCGUAGGCAAGCACCAUGGUCUUGUAGUAGAUGCAGCAUCAUCUAGAUAUGUGUGCAACAAAAGUUCAACAUUCACCUUCUGCUACCAUUUCUGUCAACCUGUUGAUGCAUACAGUUUGACGCAUACGUUCGAUAAAUCCAACGUAUGCACCACACAGAACGCACUGCAACUGCCUCUGCAACGCAAUGCUGCAAGGCAAACUCAGCGUUCCAUUGGAAAUGAAUGUACUUCUGGUGUACCAAAAUGCAAUGACGCAGUCGGUGUGUUCGAAGCGUUAGUCGCUCAAUUUUAAAUCUAACAAAGAUGUUUGGUGCAGUAUUUUUCAAUGAAACAAUGUGCAUGAAAACGAGUCGUCUCUCGUUGAAUGACAACAGACUUUUAUUGAAGGAUCCCUACUGUUAACCAAUCACAGACGAAGGGGCGUAGACUUCGGCUACCAACUUCGGCUUGCAUCGAGAAAAUGUUGUGUGCCUGAACUUCCGAAAAAACGCUUACCGAAGUCCGAAACGAACAAAAACAUCACAAAAUGUCGUCUCAAUAUAUGCAUGAACUCUCCCGAACUGUUUCGGCUGGGAAGCAUGCAGACACCUUUAGCAGUGUGCAGCACUAUGCAAGUAGGGCAUCAUUGUCCUGAGUGCCGUCUCCAUGUGCUGCUUGACUUCACAUUCUAACCGUGACACUCUGCUUGACUAGCAGGGACAUACAGGAAAUAUACAUAAAAGCAUUAUACUAGGUGCAUGGAGAGGGGACAUGAAUGAAGAUUAGUUCAAAUCAUAAAUGUACAGGAGGAAAGAUUUAUUUGUCCAUUUAUUUCAUGCCUAUUUGUAUUGGGUUAUGUAGCUAACAUUUACAGUAUUAAUUCAUUGAUUGACGAACCUAACCUAUCGUUUCAAGAAUGACUUCAAGGGAAAACACGUAUUAUUUCGGGAUGAUGUCCUUUUUGACUGAUUACUAACGUUGUCUCUUCUCCCCCUCAUCACGGUCUCUGCAGGCUCUACGUACAGUGUUCUCUCCACCAUGCCCUCAGACUCUGAGAGUAGCAGCUCCCUAAGCAGUGUUGGUAAGUAUGGGGCCUAGGACACUUUCUCUCUGUGUGUGUGUGUUUUUAGUUUACCAUGCUACCUCCUUAACAUGCACACUCACUUACUCACUUUUGCAGCCAGAGCUUGACAGGGGUUCAAAUGACUCAGCGCAUCACUGGGUGUUACGUAAACCCUUAAGGGCCCAACCUGGUUCCAAGGAUGACACAUAAUCCUCUGAGUUCCAGCCUGCUUGGCUCUGCCUGCCUGCCUGUCGGUCUGUCUCUUGGCCUGGCCCGCUCCUUCUGUUUCUGUUCUGGGAAGAGAUGGAGGGAGGGAGGUAGAGAGAGAUGGGUCUGUCUGUCUGUCGGCCUCCCUGCCAGGCCUGCUUCUGUUCUGGGAAGAGAUGGAUGGAGGGAGGGAGGGAGGUAGAGAGAGAUGGGUCUGUCUGUCUGUAGGCCUCCCUGCCAGGCCUGCUUCUUUUCUGGGAUGAGUGGGAAAGAGAACAAAAAAAAGAGCGAAAGAGAGGGUGAAAGGAGGUAGAGAAAGAGGGGUCUGCUGUGAAAGGCGGGGAGUAGGCUUAGGGCUGUGGCGGUCUUGAAAUUUUGUCAGCCGGUGAUUGUCAAGCAAAUAACUGCCCGUCUCAUUGUAAUUGACCGGUAAUGAACAUAAACACAUUUAGGAUCUCCUGGCUUCCAAGCAUAGCCUAAAAGCCACUGAUGCAGACCUUUGGAACAUCUACAUUUUAAAAAGUCUAAUAAAUCUGUUUAAUAUAGCCUACACCAUAACAAUAAAUCCAUUAUUUAUUUUAGACUGGUCUAAAGAAACAUGAUAUGAAGAAAAUGUGGUCUGUUUCAGAAGAACAGAAUAGCAUACUCUGAGUUGUCCAUAUGUUAGGCUCUGAUCUGGCUAUGCCAAAUGGCUGUGGGCUACACUAGUUCAUUUAGCAGACAAGAUUUGCUUAGAAUUUCAUGCCAUUAUUUCAUAUUAUUUUGUAGUAUGAAGAAUACAAUUGAACAAAGCUGAAUAAAAUAGAAAGGAUAUUUUCUCCAAAUGAUUUCCGAGGGAGUGCUCACAUGCGGCUAUUCUGUGUUGAGCGGUUAACAAAGAAACAUGUCCUCUUAUAUGCUUAAUUUAGGGUUAUUUAUGCAACUUUAGAUGUGAUGCAAACGUUGGGCUAUGUGUUUUGAUUUUUAAUACAUUCUAAGGCUGCAUGAUGCAACUAAUGAUUUGAAAAAAGUUGCAUGAAAGGUAUGAGCUCUGAUGUUUCUUGUGCCAGUGGCUAGAUGUGCCAAGCUUAUAGAGACAUACCCCAAGAGACUUGCAGCUGUAAUUGCUGCAAAAGGUGGCUCUACAAAGUAUUGACUUUGGGUGGGGGGGGGGCAUGUUGUGUAAAUCAAAUGAUUCAAACCCCCCCCCAAAAAAAUCCAUUUUAAUUCCAGGUUGUAAGGCAACAAAAAAGGAAAAAUGCCAAGGGGGGUGAAUACUUUCGCAAGCCACUGUAGCUUUGUUUCUUGUGCAGGCUGCACACACUUCAUCAGUCUCUCAUUCAGAAUGUGACAAGCAUAAUAUUCUCAACAGGCCUCGAAUUUCCCACCGGCAACCUCCUUGUGUGGCCGUAAUGCCCCCUAAAAGAUCAAUGCCUUUUUUUGGCGUUGUGCCCUUGGGCUGAAUAUAAUAAUUAUAAUUCCCUUCUCCCAACUGCCGUGCUCCGAAUCCCCUCUCACUCACAUGGCUCUCUCAGAUAUCUCAAUUCUUAUUAACCAAUACCCGUUACGUGAUCGGUUCCUUCUCACAGGCAUCUCAACUAGAAGUAGGCUACAAGUGAAGACAGACACAUCGGGGACGCAACUGCGCGCGUCCCUCUUAUUAAAUUCUGAGGUGCAUAUUGAAGAUGUUAGAAGAACUGUCCACAUUUCGCCUACUUUUCAUCAGCCAACAAGAUGAGUAGGCCUAAUGAACAGCAAAAGCACUAGCCUAUGUCAAUCUACUAUCCCCCAUAGUACAAAGGUUGACCUAUUCUAUUGGUUAACCUUUCCUUCUGUGUGAGAAAUAAAUAUUCCAAACAUACUCUGGGACAGUUGUGGGAUGCGAUAGAUCCUAAAUUAAUACAACCACUAGCAUCAAACAUUUGAAAAGCAAUGAGGCUGAUGCAACAGAUCAGAACGUUUUAUUUUAUUUUUUAUUUUAUUUUUAUUUCACCUUUAUUUAACCAGGUAAGCCAGUUGAGAACAGGUUCUCAUUUACAACUGCGACCUGGCCAAGAUAAAGCAAAGUAGUGCAAUAAAAACAACACAGAGUUACAUAUGGGGUAAAAAAACAUAAAGUCAGAAAUACAACAGAAAAUAUAUAUACAGUGUGUGCAAAUGUAGCAAGUUAUGGAGGUAAGGCAAUAAAUAGGCUAUAGUGCAGAAUAAUUACAAUAGUAUUAACACUGGAAUGCUAGAUGUGCAAGAGAUGAUGUGCAAAUAGAGAUACUGGGGUGCAAAAUAGCAAAAUAAAUAACAAUAUAGGGAUGAGGUAGUUGGGUGGGCUAAUUUCAGAUGGGCUGUGUACAGGUGCAGUGAUCGGUAAGGUGCUCUGACAACUGAUGCUUAAAGUUAUUGAGGGAGAUAAGAGUCUCCAGCUUCAGAGAUUUUUGCAAUUCGUUCCAGUCAUUGGCAGCAGAGAACUGGAAGGAAUGGCGGCCAAAGGAGGUGUUGGCUUUGGGAAUGACCAGUGAGAUAUACCUGCUGGAGCGCAGACUACGGGUGGGUGCUACUAUGGUGACCAAUGAGCUAAGAUAAGGCGGGGAUUUGCCUAGCAGUGAUUUAUAGAUGGCCUGGAGCCAGUGGGUUUGACGACGAACAUGUAGUGAGGACCAGCCAACAAGAGCGUACAGGUCACAGUGGUGGGUAGUGUAUGGGGCUUUGGAGACAAAACGGAUGGCACUGUGAUAGACUACAUCCAAUUUGCUGAGUAGAGUGUUGGAGGCUAUUUUGUAAAUGACAUCGCCGAAGUCAAGGAUCGGUAGGAUAGUCAGUUUUACGAGGGCAUGUUUGGCAGCAUGAGUGAAGGAGGCUUUGUUGCGAAAUAGGAAGCCGAUUCUAGAUUUAACUUUGGAUUGGAGAUUCUUUAUGUGAGUCUGGAAGUUGAGUUUACAGUCUAACCAGACACCUAGAUAUUUGUAGUUGUCCACAUACUCUAGGUCAGACCCGUCGAGAGUGGUGAUUCUAGUCGGGUGGGCGGGUGCUAGCAGCGUUCGAUUGAAAAGCAUGCAUUUAGUUUUACUAGUGUUUAAGAGCAGUUGAAGGCUACUGAAGGAUUGUUGUAUGGCAUUGAAGCUCGUUUGGAGGUUUGUUAACACAGUGUCCAAUGAAGGGCCAGAUGUAUACAAAAUGGUGUCGUCUGCGUAGAGGUGGAUCUGAGAGUCACCAGCAGCAAGAGCGACAUCAUUGAUAUACACAGAGAAAAGAGUUGGCCCAAGAAUUGAACCCUGUGGCACCCCCAUAGAGACUGCCAUAGGUCCAGACAACAGGCCCUCCGAUUUGACACACUGAACUCUAUCUGAGAAGUAGUUGGUGAACCAGGCGAGGCAGUCAUUUGAGAAACCAAGGCUAUUUAGUCUGCCAAUAAGAAUGCGGUGGUUGACAGAGUCGAAAGCCUUGGCCAGGUCGAUGAAGACGGCUGCACAGUACUGUCUAUUAUCAAUCGUGGUUAUAAUAUCGUUUAGGACCUUGAGCGUGGCUGAAGUGCACCCGUGACCAGCUCGGAAACCGGAUUGCAUAGCGGAGAAGGUACGGUGGUAUUCGAAAUGGUCGGUGAUCUGUUUGUUAACUUGGCUUUCGAAUACUUUCGAAAGGCAGGGCAGGAUGGAUAUAGGUCUGUAGCAGUUUGGAUCUAGAGUGUCACCCCCUUUGAAGAGGGGGAUGACCGCGGCAGCUUUCCAAUCUCUGGGGAUCUCAGACGUUAUGAAAGAGAGGUUGAACAGACUAGUAAUAGGGGUUGCGACAAUUUCGGCGGCUAGUUUUAGAAAGAAAGGGUCCAGAUUGUCUAGCCCAGCUGAUUUGUAGGGGUCCAGAUUUUGCAGCGCUUUCAAAACAUCAGCUGUCUGAAUUUGUGUGUGAAGGAGAAGCGGGGGGGGCAUGGGCAAGUUGCAGCAGAGGGUGCAGAGUUGGUGGCCGGGUUAGUGGUAGCCAGAUGGAAAGCAUAUUUUCAUAAACUAUUAGGCUAUUUCUUCACAUUAUAACGCAGCAAUGUGCACAACUUAUAGUCUUUCAUUCAGAAUGUGCAAGGAUAAUAUUCUAAGCAGCUCGAAUUUCAACGGCAACCUCCUUGGGGGUGGUAAUGCCCCUAAAAGACCAAGCCUUUUUUGGUUGGCUUGGGCGAACUAUAAUAAUUAUAAUUUUUGCACUGCGUUAAGAAAUCCCCAUUCACCAUGGUUUAGGAUCUCAAUUUUAUUUCAACAAUACUGUCUGAUCUGGUUCUACGGGGAUACUAGGGUAGGCACAAGGUGCAGAAGGGCCGAUUAGGGAGCAAUGAGCUUUUCAAUCUAUUAAUUCUGAUGCAUAUGAAGCAGAUGUAGAACGAACGUGCAAUUUAGCCUAAUUUUCAAAAGCCAACAAGAUGAGUAAGACUUUAUCAAAAGACAAAGCAAUUAGCUAAUGUAAUUUACUAUACCCAUUUUUAGAAAGUGAUUUGAUCCUAUUCUAUUGGGUAAACCUGUCCGUCUGUGUGAGAAAUAAUUUCCACAACUCUGGGACAGGUUGGGAUGCGAUAGAUCCUAAUUUGAUACAACCCUAGCAUCAAACAUUUGAAAGCACAUGAGGAUGUACACAGAUCGAACGUAGCUUAUUUGUUUCUAACCUGAUAGGCAUUUUCACAUAUAAGCCACAAGGCAAUGUGCACCACAGGCAGUAGGCUAUAAGCACUAAUGUUCCAAAAUGCAAUUAGCAGGAAAACACUGUUCUCAAAAGUGACCGCAAAUGCGAAUUAUUAAUGUAAUGCUUUAUUAUAAAGGUGCAUUUUUAUGGUGAAAAUGAUCUUCUCCAAACUUGAAACUCACGCGCCGCCUAUGUAUGCCAGUUAGGCUCUACAACGGUUGUAAAGCGAAUUAAUGUGCUUAAAAUUUGGCCACUUUAGUUGUGAUACAAACCUUAUCAAAACAUAUGCAUGCGCUGUUUCUUGCCUUACUGCACACUAUAGGCGUCAUUCACAAGUGAUAAUACAUAGCUCACAAGUGAUAGGCUAAUAUUGUCACCCAUCAGACUAUUCUUAAUUUAAUGUUGUCUUUACAUAUACUAAAUAAUAUAUGUGUGAAUUAGUUUUGAUUUAGAAUGGACCAUUAUCAUGCACCUGUGUCGGAACAGGGGCAGGGGAAAAAAAUACAUGUCAUCUAUGCACUUAAAUAGCAAAUGGAGGACACUUUUCCUGUGGUUCAUUUUCAUGCCAGCCAGUUAGGCUAUACUCCUGUUUUAAAGCAAAGCAAUGUGCUUAAUAUUAGGAAAGUUGAUAAAUAAAUAUAGUAGGCCUAGCCUAUAGAAAGCUGAUAUUAGCUCUUUUUAAUAGAGGCCAUCAAAACUGUUUUCUCACGCAAUUGCAUAGCCUAUAGAAAUUUGUGCAACAUGAGCUCAUGGGCUCUCAUGAAGUGUUUGAUUAGAUUUUUGAAAACAUUUGCAUUGAUGUCAGAGUGAUUAGCGGGACAGUAGUGCUGAGUACCAGGCAGUUAGCGAGUUUGGUAGGAUACUAAUGACCACCAGCAGCAUCAGAGCUUGGAGAAGCCUAGUUACUGUGACUAAAAGGUCACGUGGAAUUUCACUGCUGUCAUGACUCGUGACUACCGGUGUGGUGGUAAUAUGAUCACCGUAACUAGGUAGGCUAACUUAACACGUCCUGUAUCACACCUUAGUCAUGUUUAGGAGAUCCAGGUGUUUCACCUAUAGGUGGUCAAAAGGAAGAGACGCAAAGAAAGGUAGCUGUUUUAAAGGGAUAUUUAGCAUGCUAGUAGAUACCCAUAGACUUCCAGUCAUUGCGCUAAUGCUAGUUAGCAUUGGCUUGUGAAAUUACCUCUAACUUCCUUCAUACUGGACACAGAGACAUAAAAAUGGAAUCCACUAGCUUAUCUGACUCUUGGGAAGUAGUCAUUGCCAAAAUCCCGACGUAUUCCUUUAAAGUAUUAGGAUAGAAAGAAAGAGCUUUUCUCUUGAUCUGUAGGUCAAUAAAAGGACCAAAGGAACAAAUGUAAUAACCGUAGCUAAGGGAACAGGGGAAAUGAUUAAUUUCAAUAUAGACUAUUCAUCUUAUACUUUCUACUACUUCAAUUUACCUUUUUAAAUUGUCUUUUUGAAUGACUACACAAAUACAUUACUUAAUUCAACACUAUAAAAGUGCCCCAGAGACUCUGCAUAAGCCAGACAGACAGAAAGUACCAGAAAUAUGUUUUAUCAGAUCUAAAUCCCAUCUCCAAUAUGCUGCUUGUCAUUUUCCUGUCUGAGAUUACCAGCAUUGUUGCCUUGUAGAUCUGAGGCUAUUCUUGGAAAAUGUGGAGAUUGUAAUGGAAAAUAUUAGAGGAAUUUCAUAUCAGACAACCGCUGUGCUAAAGCAGUACUUUGAUAGUGAAUUGGUUCAGAAUGUCUAGGACAAGACCUCAACCACUAGAUUUGUUUUGUCAUAGUCCAGACUUGCUGUGUUGCAUUCAAUCAUCAUUUACUGGCCCAGUCUACUGGUGGUGGUAACUGGGUUUUUGAGAAACAUUGGACUCAUACCCAACAUAUAAUACAGUAUUAGGCCUGUCUAGUAGAAGUUCACCAUUUUGCAUGGGGUUCAAGUGAGGUUACUCUUUCCUGUUUGUCAGCUAAAAUCCUAAUUUGGGAUUUGUGUGCUUAACCUCAGCCUUCACCUGAAUAAUACAUUAAUGUCAACUGAAUAUGCUUGCAAGUCUAAUUCUUGUUUAUGUAAAGAACUUGUUUAACUCAAGUUAAAUGUCAGCUGUGUUAGGCCUAUAUAAAAACCCUAUUUUACCCAGAAUGAGACACAGGAGAACCAGAUCAAGAAUCACUUCAAGUUAGAGGUUAUACAAUCAACGCUUGCUGAACACUAGUGCUCUUCCAAUAUGAAGGACUGAGCUUAUAAAAUGUUUAUUUAUAACCUAAGGUGUUUCUGUGUUUGUUGGUUGAUAUUAUGAUGUAAGCGUCCAUUUCAUCCUCUCCCAACCCCUCCCCUCUCUGUCCCGUGUAUUCCGGUGGUGGUGAGCUGCUCUUGCCCCUGGUGACAUACUCACUGUUGCAGGUUCACCCCCCGGUACCGGUAACGGCUCAGCCUCGUCCCCACCUCUAGCCCUCAACGACAACCGGCCAGCUGGUGACAACCUGGACACCAUCCUGUUCCAGCUGCGCCAUGUGACCCGCGAGAGGGACGAGCUCCGCAAGCGUCUGGCCCUGGCAUCACCUGGCACCACCUUCGAUGAGUGCAGGUAUAGACAACCCCCACCCCCCACAUGACUGAGGAGAGGGAAGAGCAGUGUGGAAAGUCUUUGUUCUGUAAAUCAAUGUAUUCAUCCAACAAUUGGUCAAAUACAACAUCUAGACAAAAUAGAGUAGAUAACCUAAACUGAAUGUCUCUAGGUAACAAGUAGUCAAAAUACAAGAUUUAGACAUAGAAUCCACUCUAGCUAAUCAUACAAUUCAAGGUAGCCUAUUCAGGCAUGUUGUUAUCCCUAAGCACCUGAACUACAGCACACGGUCUGCUAUGAUUGACACUGUAACAUUUGGUUAAUUUCUCUCUGUGUCGUCAUUACUUUGAGUUCAAUGACCUGUAGGUUUAUGAUUGCUCAUGUUUACAAACAUCUUUAUGAAGCAUUCUGUUUCCUGAAGCCAAUGUACAGAAUCAAGAGGGAUGCACAAUAGUGAGUUCAUCUCUCAUUGGUAGACGUGCUCUCAGGGAAAAGGGCUCCAAUCCCAUGAUAUUAGUCAACACACUGCAGACACUGCUAUGAAGAGUGGUCUCUAGAAUGUUGCAAAGUAGCCCUGCCUCUGACUGAGUGUAUUUAAGGUCCCAUCAAGUCUAUUGCCCUCUAUCAUCUGGCUUUAGGAUCAAUACUGUUGACAGAAAUUGAAAAGUAACCAUGCGGUAACCAUCCUGUUCAGUUUAUGAACACCCUCUUGAGUUCCGGGUAACAGGUUGUUAAAAACGCAAUUCAGAACAGGGAGGGACGCCUAGUGGAUUUAAGGUGUGAGAGAAAGCACUGACCGAGAGAGAGAGAGAGAGAGAGACAUAUAGUUUGACAUGACUCAGUUUUGACAUUUUACCAUUUUAAUUAGAGCCAAUUUAACCAAAUGUACCAAGACAAUUACAAGACAAUCAAAUUCCAUUCAGAGUGCAAAUUAGGAACCCUUCAUACAGUUUGCUGAACUCCGCGGCUCUGGGUUGACACAGGCCGUCAUUGUAAAUAAGAAUUUGUUCUUAACUGACUUGCCUAGUUAAAUAAAGGUAAAAUAAAAAAAAUAAAGAUGGAUGCAGUUUCCUUGGGGUCCUCUGCAUUUCGAUGCAAAGCAACUGUAUGCCUUUGUUCUAUCUAACUCUUAUAUCUAAACUGACAUUGGGCUUCCCUUGUAGACAAGGUCUCAGUUUGUAGUUCUUAUGUAGUGAUGCAUCUUAUUGCCUCCUUGUCUCCCCAAAGGCCAAAUUCCAAAGCCAGCCAUGACUAUGAGCGUCUGAAAAGCCAGUGUAUGAGGGCCAUGGCAGAUCUCCAGUCUCUACAGAACCAACACACCAAGACUCUGAAGAGGUGUGAGGAGGCCGUCAAGGAGGCUGACUUUUACCAGUGAGUACCACCAUCAUCACAUCACUGAUUGGGUUGGUCGACCGACUGACUGACUGGGUUGUUGCAAAAAACAACAACAUGUAGUGUCUGGGGAGAGGUGGACGUUUAGUGGUCCUGGACUACACUGCCCAGCCUAAUGUCAGGAAUCCUCCGUUAGUCUAUUAACUGUUUCUGAAUAGACUGUAAUUAGAUGGGAAUAAUGAGAGGUUUUAUGGUAUCAUUGUUUUACUCACUUACAGACUGGAGAAGUGCCUGGUGCUGCAUUUACACUAAUUGAAAGAACAUUAUGUGCUAAUGGUGUGUUUCUACGAAAUGGUAAUGGGGAUUACCUAAAUCUGAAUUAAGGAGUUGUACAGCAAUAUCGUUUAUAGUCAAUUGAUAAUGGAGUCAUAUCAAGUUAUGUUCUAUAGGCCUACCAAACGCUUCACUCAACCUACAGUAUGUGUAGCCGUCAUGCUUUUAAUCACUUACUAGAGUUAACAUCAACUCUAACAGAGAACCACAUGUACUUCUUUGCAAAGUUCUAUAUGGACAAGAUGUGGUAAUCCAUGGCGUUAAAUCCAGGCAUGGAAGGUGUGUGCGUGCAUGCAUUUAAAGGGAUAGUUUGUGGAUACCAUUUUUAUGUCUCUUCGUUCGGUAUGAAGGAUGUAAGGGGUCGUUUUUUUAGCCACCGCUAACUAGCUUAGCGCAAAGACUGGAAGCUAGCUAGCUGUGGCCGACUAUUUCCUGUCUUUGCGCUAAGCUAGUGCUUACGCUAGUUAGCACUGGCGCGCAAAACUACCUAUAGCUUCCUUUAUACUGGAUACAGAGGCAUAAAAAUGCUAUCCACGAGUUCAUCUGACUCUGAGGAAGUAUAUAAAGGGCUUCAUUGCCACAAUCCUGAACUAUCAUUUUAAGUGUGUGUCCUUGUGAGCGUGUGUGGUUAACGAUGGAACUUUGGCUUACGAGUGUUUUUUAACGAUGCAUCGUAAAAAUAACGGCCGACGGUGUCACACCCGUUUCCCAAAACACCACGCAGUGCACUCGUUACAAAGUGAAACUGUCAUUACAGGAGCUGUGCCGUGCUGAAGAUGAUUCCAGAAGAGCUCGCUGUAGCUCUUAAAUGACGUAUGGCUAUUCAGUCAUCAAUUUUUUUGAAUCCCUUUUCCCAUCAAGAUAAAUGUUCUGUAGCCUACUAUGUACAGUAUUUAAGUGUUUGCCAUGUGUUACGAUGUAUUGUGUGUUUUUCUCGAUCUAUUUUGUAUGCAAUGUUUGAUUAUGUAAAUUCAGCAUUUCUUCAGUUUGUGUAAACUGUGAGCAAGAAUGAAUAAAGCCAAAGUCAAGUCACUCGUUCCCUCUAGAAAAUGUCAACGUGACAAAAAUAGGAUAUGAUGACAAAGGUUUUUGUAAUUGCUCAAAUAGUCAUUGUAGCUAAUGGCAGGCAUGAAUUGAGCUUCAAGUAGGCCUAUAGAUAUUCUACAAUCAAAUAAUUAAACAUGAUGUAGCAAGUUAAGCGACGUUGCCAUAGACCUAAUGUUGACCUUUAGGUUAUUGGUUAGGCUACAGUGAAAUGCAUGAGCUUUUAGAUAAUAGUAGCCUAUAAGCUUAAUAGAUAGACUACAACUGAGCCGCUUCAAUAUUCAUAAUGGCUUAAUACUAGGUAGGUCUAUCGAUUGCACAUACAUGAAAGUGAUGUCAAUCUUUAGCCUAGAUUAUCUCAGUUUUAAUUUUUUUAAAUGUGUCCUUGCUUCGCUUGUUUAUAACAUAGCAAACUUUUUAGGCUAAUUAUAUUCAACAAUGACGUUUUUGGCAGUCCACAGAGACCGAAAGACAUCUUCAUUCAAUGUUUAGCUGAGAUCUUCUGUGUGUAAAGUGACAUGGGAGGACAAACGGUGAUCUAAUGAUGCACUUAGCUGUUCUAUGAGUGCUCUGAGGCAGGCGUUAGAUUACCAGCGAUUUCAAGUGCAACGUUAAUAAAGAGGGUUUUGGGAAACGGCUCAGAAAUGUAAAGAUGCUCUUACCAAGGUUCUAACUAUGAACUUCGCCUUGAGGCUUUUGGAAAGCUGGGCCCUGGACAGGAGUCCGUUGUAAAUGCAAUAUUGGCGCAAUAAUGGGCUGAGUUUGAUUGGUUCUCUCAAAUGUUUUUUUUUCUUUCCUGGGGGGUCGAGACUUCACGUUGUUUAGAUUUGAAAAUCCAACAGAUGUAUGGGAAGGUGGCGGCGCUCGGGAGCUGUGUGUGGUUGUUUGAGUGAGAGACACAGAGGACAACCAAUCAGUAAAAAAGUAGAGCCCUCUUCAUUAUCGACACAUCGUGCCUACAACACCAAGCAGCCUGGCCAGACUCUGAAGUCAGGAGGUCUGUUUGGCAUUAGCCUGACCACCAUGCUCCCAGUGGAGAAUCUCUACUUCUAUUUGGACCGUGUUGAGAGAUGUGCCAUCAGUGUCCGGAAAGUGUCUUCCCCUCCCCCAGUAGUGACCUCUCCCUAUCUGUCUCCAGUAUGCUCCACAGCCGUGUGUUAGGAGACCAGUCGCAGCUGAAGGAGGAGCUGGAGGUGUUGAGGAGAGACACCACUCAGCUGGUCAGGGAACACAACCACCUGAAGCAGAGCUGUGAGGAGCUCCGCAGGCUGCACAGCGAGGACCAGAAGGAGGUGGCCGACAUGAGGCUGCAGCAGCAAGAGGUACACACACACACCACACACACACACACACACACACACACACAAGGUUGCUGUGACCUAUACUUGGCUGCUGUGCUUUCACACACCCACAAAUCACCUGAGAAGACUGCUGCAGUGGACAGGACGCACACACUGCUGGGAGAUGCAUACGGAGCACUUCUGUAAAGGGCAGGGUUUGAGGACAAGGUCACUGGCUCAUGUAAAGGGUAUGUGCCCCCCCCCCCCCCCACCCCCACCCCCUAUAUACAUGCUGUGAUGUAGUCUGGAUCAAUACUGCCCUGGGGUCACACCUGCUCCCACAGUAAUUACCACAGAGUCCAGCCUGACAUACAGAAACUGCCGGGAGGUUAUUGCAUUUUAAUGAUGAGGUGAUUUUACAGGCCGGCAAAAGUGAAACCUAGGGGCUAGUUAGUUACACCAUAGUACCUAAGGCUGCGUUUACACAGGCAGUCCCAUUUUGAUCUUUUGCCUAAUAUUAUUAUUAUUAUUAUUAUUAUUACAUCCUUUGCCAAUAAUUGGGCAAAAUAUCAGAAUUGGGCUGCCUGUGUAAAAGCAGUCUAAUAGUCUUGAAUAAUCCAUACUGCAUCUGUUCACUGUUGCCCUCUGCUGAUUAACUAGUGUAAAAAUGAAUCCAUGCUCAUUCUGGCUUGUUGAUUGUUCCGGUGGCUUGGUUGUCCAACAUGAUGCUUUAGAAGAAUAACAUAGCCACACUCUAUCAAUCCAAAGAAAUGCAUGUAUUAUUUUAAUAAAGCAACAUUUUUGAAUGCGUCAACUCUGUAUAAUAAACAUGAGUAAUUCGUAAUUUCACACAGAGACGGCAACUGAAGAUGCACAAACUGUAUGUGUAUUUAGAAAAGCAUCAGAUGAAUGACCAUGUCCUUCCUCCAGGUGAUGAGAGAGAACGGUUCAUCAGAGGUUCUCAACAAGCUGUACGACACGGCCAUGGACAAGCUGGAGGGGGUGAGGAAGGAAUACGAUUCGCUGAGCAAACGCUACGGUGAAAAGGUAGCCAAUCACAACACGGACCUGAGCAGGCUGGAGCAGGUGGAGGAAGAGAACCGACGACUACAGAAACAGAUGGACAUGCUGCUGAAACAACGAGACAAGGCCAUACACUACCAACAGCAGUGCUCUACGUCCAUGAGGAGGUAAACACACACACACUGCACAAUCCACGAGAAAUGUCUAUACACUACACACACACCUAUACAGUACUACACACCUCUCCCUCUCUCCCCAGGUUUGACUCUGUACAACAGGAGCUGGACAAGUCUUCAACCCAGAACAAGGAGCUGCAGAGGGAGAUGGAGCGGCUGCAGUCGGAGGUGACGCGCUGUAAGAACUUCCAGCUGAAGGCAGUAAAGGACUGUGAGAAGUACAAGGAGGAGAGGGACUCUGUGUUCAACGAGUACAGGCUCAUCAUGAGCGAGAGGGACCAGGUCAGAGAGAAAUACAUAUAUUACAUUAAAGCCCGGUUUCCCGGACACCAAUUAAGCCUAGUCCUGGACUAAGAAGCUACUUUCAAUGUAUAAUCACCAUUGAGUAUGCUUCUUUUGUCGAGGACUGGGCUUAAUUUUUGUCCAGGAAUUCAGCCCAUUAUUAUUUUAUACUAAAACUGUAAUACAAUAAUAAAGUGGUUUAUUAAACUCUGUGGAACAGGUGAUCAAGGAGCUGGACAAGCUGCAGACAGAGCUGGAGGCUGCAGAGGCCCGCCUCAAAAACACCUCGUCUGAAAGGAUGGUGGCCAGCGAGGAGAUGGAGGCUCUCAGACAGGUAAUCAUCAAUAGGUUAAUCAAUUAAUAUAUCUUAUCAAUUAAUCAUCUGAGCGGAUAGUGGCCAGUGAGGCUCUCAGACCGCUGCCUGAUCAAUUAGCUACAUUUGUCACUGCCGGAUCAACCAAGGGAUUUUGUGAUUGUGUUAUGGCAUUAAAUCUGAUUUCAUUGUUUGUUUUUAGGAGCUGAACUCGUCGUUGGUGGACCGGGACAGAUCAAUCUGUGAGAGGAACGAGCUGUUGGAGAAGUACUGCCACGAGGUGAAGGACAAGGCCGAGGCCCAGAAGGAGCUGAGCCAAGCCUGUAAAGACAUCGAGACGGUCCGGGAGGAGAGAGACGUGGCCCGCAAGGAGAGGACAGAGGCCAUCAUACAGAGGGAACAGCUACUGAGAGAGUGCUACCAGGCUAGACAGGUAACACACACAGCUCUUACAUUUAUAAUACACACCUGUAUUAGAGAGAGGACAGAGGCUAUCAUACAGAGAGAACAGCUACUGAGAGAGUAUUACCAGGCUAGACCUGGGAACAACACACACACAAUGUUUUCUGAAACACCGGUAUGGACAAAGUACAUAGGCAUUGAAAGUAAAUUUAAUUCUUAAAAAAAAUACAAUCUACCCAGUUAUCAGCACCAUCUUCGCUGUCUGUCAAAAGGGACAGCUCCCAGCCACAGGUUAGACACAUGAUGAAGUGAUAGAGCUUAGUGUAUCCUAUAAAGUGUCAACUAUUGGAUUAUGUCAGUGGAAUGACCCUAAAGCGUAGGCCAUCAUUGUAAAUAACAAUUUGUUCUUAACUGACUUGCCUAGUUAAAUAAAGGUUAAAUAAAAAAAAGAAUUACAAAAAAAGCAGAUUUAGUCUCCUAGAUAAAUGCUGCUGCUGACACUUCCCUGUUCAGACCACUAGAUGGCCCUCCUACUGCGGUUUUACACUACAGGAGUCAGUAUGCAUAAAGGUAGACUCAGCGAAAUGACGUUGCCACGAGCAGCACUGCGGAUAUUGAUGAGCGCGAUGCAAGACUUUCGCUCUCACACGGUCACACACGGUAUCUGCGCAUGUUCACUGGUUCGCUUCAAGCUGUUCACAGAUUGGUAGCCAGGGCACCAAAACAGCGGAGAAGUUGAGCCUCACGCUUCAACCCUCUUAGUUGUUGCGGAUAUUGACCCACUAUGCUGUUUACUUUCUGCAUCUACGUCAUAUCACUGAGUCUACCUUUAAAACCUGUGAUAGAAAUCCCAGUUGGAGGAUUCCCUCCCUGGUUAUUUCCUUCUGAUUGUGGGAAUUCUCCAGCUGGGUUUACUGAGAAACCUGGGAACUUUUGGAAAUGUGGGUUUGAUCUGUUGAAGUUUGUUUUACUGAAAGUGACUGACUAACGUCCGUGUCUCUGUGUGUGUCCGUGUCUCUGUGUGUGUCCGUGUCUCUGUGUGUGUCCGUGUCUCUGUGUGUGUCCGUGUCUCUGUGUGUGUGACAGAAAGAAGAUUCUGCCACUCUGGACAUAGAGCGGGUCAACAAGGAGAUGGAGGUGUUGAGGAAGCAGUAUGAGGCCAUGUCCCAGGAGCUGAAGGAGGCGACGCAGGAGGCCGAGGUGGCCAAGUGUCGACGUGACUGGGCCUUCCAGGAGAGAGACAAGAUAGUGGCAGAGAGAGAGAGCAUACGGUGAGUACAGGGUGAGAGAGAAGGGCGAUAGAGGGAGGGAAAAUAAAAGGUGGGGUAGGCUCUUUCUUAAUUAGUCUUUCUUCUCUCCUUGCCUCCUUCUGAAAACGCAUUGGAUUAAAAGGUCAGAGAGGGGGAACCUCGGAUAUUCCCCAAUGCGUUUUGAGAAGGAAGCAAGGAGAGGGGACGCAAGGAAUUUCAAUGGACUAAACUGUGCUGAUGCUUGAUGAUGUCAUAUCCUGCCCCUCCAGGACGCUGUGUGACAACCUGCGUAGGGAGCGGGACCGUGCGGUCAGCGAUCUGGCCGAUGCCCUGCGUAACCUUGACGACAUGAGGAAGCAGAAGAACGACGCGUCACGGGAACUGAAGGAACUCAAGUGAGUCCCUGAGUCUUUACACACACACACACACACACACACACACACACACACACACACACACACACACACUUUCUCAUCACCUCUGUAUUGAUGUGAAAAUCUCCCUCUACUGGUCAGUGUGUGACUGCUAUGUUAAAUUCUCUCAGUUUCUUGUGACUUUGAGAGGUCGCACUCCUUCCCUGUGACGAAGAAGAAAAUAGUAAGAUUUAGGUUUUCAAGUCAACGACCCCCUCUAGGCCUGCCUCAUGAGGACAUAAUUGGUCUUGGUGACAGUCAGCCACCAUAGGCCUAUUUCUCCUUUCCUUCCCAACCACCAUGGUCGACAUUGCUAAGUAGUAAGCCAGAGAACAACACCAACUAGUCUUGCACAGGCGGGAACCCACAGAACACACACAAAAAAAGCCAGCAGAUAUAAAGUAGAGAGAGCAGAGACUUACCGAUUUGACGGCUGAGUUGGCUACCAAUGAAGAGCCAAGGAGCGAAGACUUCAGAGGGUGAGUCAGCUAAUCCAAUAGCAAUAUAGUGAGGUAAAUCCAAAGCAGAUUGAUUCCAGAGGCAAUAAUCCAUUGGACACCGGAGACCGAGAUCAUGUGGCCUCCACAUUUGUGUAAUCUGAUUUGGUUGUUUACAUCACACCUCCUCGUGAUUGCAGGAUUGUAGCUCACCACUGCCAACACUCGUUUUGCAUGGCUAGUGGCUAACGCUAGCCAGCUCUGCACACAAGUCAUGAAGUGUGGUGUCACUUCCAUAGGCGUCAUGUCCAUAGGGUGCCCCCUCAAAUUUGUCCUUUUUGUUUUGUAAUGCUACUAACCACCUAGCAAUUUUAUGAAAUUGGCUUUAGUUAGCCCACAUGUGUUCCCAACCUCAUAACUAGCUACCAAGAAGCCAUUUGAGACUAUCAAUCAAGUUUGAGUAGCUAGCUUGUCCAAAAAAAAAAAAUGUGCUGAAUAAGACUCACAUUCCUUUCAAUAUUUUACCCAGAUUUUAGCAGAGAUGGAUAUUUAGUUUCUUUAAAAAAAAUAACCACCAGUCAGGAGGAUACAGACAGCUCAAGGGGUAGGCUUAGAUAUGCAGAAAACUUGACAUUUUUGACAUAGAAUUAAGCAUAAUGAUUAUGGAUCUAGAUUGCAGGAAUAAGCUGUUUCAGGUGUUUGAAAAAUGCAAAAUUCUCCAACUUCCAGAUGGAGGUCCUAGAUCCCCUUCGAACCCCCCCCCCAGCCAUCCUCACAUACUUGUGAUAUCACUUCCUGACCUGUGUCUUGUCACUGUGUUCAGAGAGAAGAUGGAGAGCCAGCUGGACAGGGAGGCAAGGUUCUGUCAGCUGAUGGCCCACAGCUCCCAUGACUCGGCUAUCGACACAGACUCUCUGGAGUGGGAGACUGAGGUGGUGGAGUUUGAGAAGGACAGGGUCAGUCUGGAGACAUCAACUACUGUUAUUGAUUUAAUUGAAUUAUUAUUUGACCAUGGGAUGGAUGGAUGGAUUGACUGAUUUCAUAAUUUGAUAAAUUGAUUUCCAAAUCCUGAUAAAUAAUGUCUGAUAGAUACAGUAUGUAUGUAGAUAACCAGUGUACAGUAUGUUAAACUUAACUGUUUUCCUGUAGGAUGACAUGGAUUUGAAGGCACUUGGGUUUGACAUAGCAGAGGGGGUAAAUGAUCCGUAUUUACCAGGAGAUUGUGGAAUAUUUGUGACAAGAGUUGACAGAGGAAGUAUUGCUGAUGGAAGGUUAAGGUAAUUCUCGGAUUUUUUACAUUUCUAUCUGUAGCGUUUAACACCACUGAACACACCCUGUUCUUUCCUCAUCUUCAUCAUCUCCAAUAACACAAUUUGACUUCCUGCUUUUCAGAGUGAAUGAUUGGUUGCUGAAGUUAAAUGAUGUGGAUGUGACCAAUAAGGACAGGAAGCAGGUGGUGAAGGCAGUGCUUAAUGGAGGCUGGCUGAUCAACAUGGUGGUGCGCAGGAGGAAGUCUCUGGGAGGGAGGCUGGUCACCCCCAUACACAUCAACCUGAUCGGACACAAAGGUACCAGCUUUUUUGACAAACUCUUUUUAGAGUCAACUUAGGUAAUGAGUGUGUUCUGGCACCUUCCAUAUGGAACUCUGCCUUAUGAUGCAUCCCUUAAAUAAUAUUCCAUCUAGUGCAUAUGGCUUUUAUAUCUUUGUCCCCUAUCCUUCUCUCUAACCCAGACAGUGGUAUAGGUCUGGAGAGUGGUGUAUUUGUGACGGCCCUGGUCCAGGGGAGUCCUGCUGCCAGGGAGGGAUCUCUGACAGUCGGAGACAGACUUAUCGCUGUGAGUUCUCUUCUCCUACUCCACCUCUUCUCCUGCUCCACCUCUUCUCCUGCUCCACCUCUACUCCUGCUCCACCUCUUCUCCUGCUCCACCUCUUCUCCUACUCCACCUCUUCUCCUACUCCACCUCUUCUCCUACUCCACCUCUUCUCCUACUCCACCUCUUCUCAUCCUCCUUUUCAUCCUCCACUUCCUCCCGCAUCUACUCCUCCUUCUCUCCUCCUCCUUCUUCUUCUCUCCUCCUCCUUCUUCUCUCCUCCUUCUUCUUCUUCUCUCCUCCUCCUCCUUCUCCUCCUCCUCCUCCCUCCUUCUUCUCCUCCUUCUUCUCCUCCUUCUCCUCCUCAUCCAUCUCUUCUCCUCCUCCUUCUCGCCUCCUCCGUCUCUCCUCCUCCUCCUUUUCUUCUUCUCCUUUUUCUCUCCUCCUUCUCUUCUCCUCCUUCUUCUUCAAUCCUCCUCCUCCUCUCCUCAUUUUCCUCCUCUUCUUCUCCUGUUCUUCUUCUUCUAAUCCAUUAUCUUCCAACCUCUCCCUCCUUUUCCUUCACCUGAUUUCACCCCUGUUCCAUGUACGCUACCGGUCAAAAGUUAAGACACACCUACUCAUUCAAUGGUUUUUCUUUAUUUUUACUAUUUUCUACAUUGUAGAAUAAUAGUGAAGACGUCAAGACUAUGAAAUAACACAUAUGGAAUCAUGUAGUAACCAAAAAAGUGUUAAACAAAUCAAAAUAUAUUUUAUAUUUGAGAUUCUUCAAAUAGCCACCCUUUGCCUUGAUGACAGCUUUGCACACUCUUGGCAUUCUCUCAACCAGCAUCAUGAGAUAGUCACCUGGAAUGCAUUUCAAUUAACAGGUGUGCCUUGUUAAAAGUUAAUUUGUGGAAUUUAUUUCCUUCUUAAUGCGUUUGUGCCAAUCAGUUGUGUUGUGACAAGGUAGGGUUGGUAUACAGAAGAUAGCACUAUUUGGUAUAAGACCAAGUCCAUAUUAUGGCAAGAACAGCUCAAAUACAGUGGCUUGCGAAAGUAUUCACCCCCCUUGGCUUUUUUCCUAUUUUGUUGCCUUACAACCUGGAAUUAAAAUGCAUUUUUGGGGGGUUUGUAUCAUUUGAUUUACACAACAUGCCUACCACUUUGAAGAUGCAAAAUCUUUUUUAUUUUGAAACAAACAAGAAAUAAGACAAAAAAACAGAACUUGAGCGUGCAUACUCUAUUCACCCCCCCCCCAAAGUCAAUACUUUGUAGAGCCACCUUUUGCAGCAAUUACAGCUGCAAGUCUCUUGGGGUAUGUCUCUAUAAGCUUGGCACAUCUAGCCACUGGGAUUUUUGCCCAUUCUUCAAGGCAAAACCGCUCCAGCUCCUUCAAGUUGGAUGGGUUCCGCUGGUGUACAGCAAUCUUUAAGUCAUACCACAGAUUCUCAAUUGGAUUGAGGUCUGGGCUUUGACUAGGCCAUUCCAAGACAUUUAAAUGUUUCCCCUUAAACCACUCGAGUGUUGCUUUAGCAGUAUGCUUAGGGUCAUUGUCCUGCUGAACCUCCGUCCCCGUCUCAAAUCUCUGGAAGACUGAAACAGGUUUCCCUCAAGAAUUUCCCUGUAUUUAGCGCCAUCCAUCAUUCCUUCAAUUCUGACCAGUUUCCCAGUCCCUGCCGAUGAAAAACAUCCCCACAGCAUGGUGCUGCCACCACCAUGCUUCACUGUGGGGAUGGUGUUCUUUGGGUGAUGAGGUGUUGGGUUUGCGCCAGACAUAGCGUCUUCCUUGAUGGCCAAAAAGCUCAAUUUUAGUCUCAUCUGACCAGAGUACCUUCUUCCAUAUGUUUGGGGAGUCUCCCACAUGCCUUUUGGCGAACACAAAACGUGUUUGCUUAUUUUUUUCUUUAAGCAAUGCCUUUUUUCUGGCCACUCUUCCGUAAAGCCCAACUCUGUGGACUGUACGGCUUAAAGACAUCAUAUGGCGCCGGAGAAGAUGGCUGCCGUUUUUACAGCCCUCUAACCAAUUGUACUAUUAUGUGUGUUUUUCCGCGUUAUUUGUAAUUUAUUCUGUACAUAAUGUUUCUGCCAUCGUCUCUUAUAACCAAAAAGAGCUUCUGGAUAUCGGGACAACGAUUACUCACCUCGUAUUGGACGAAGAUUUUUUCUUCAACAAGUCGGACGCGAAGGAUAUCCUACAGACACCCGACAAGGCCCAAAUCCCUGUCAUUUGCAUGAGAAAGAGACAGAGAUAUCGUGGACGUAGGUCGGGGUGCCUUGUAAGGAUCCGACGGCGAGCGAGUAAACUGCCUCUUCCAUCAAACCUAUUAGCCAAUGUUCAAUCAUUUGAGAAUAAAUUGGAUGACCUAAGAUUACGGUUAUCCUAACAACGGGACAUUAAAAACUGUAUUAUCUUAUGUUUCACCGAGUCGUGGCUGAACGACGACAUCGACAACAUGCAGCUAGCGGGCUAUACACUACAUCGGCAGGAUAGAAUGGCUGACUCUGGUAAGACAAGGGGUGGCGGUCUGUGUAUAUUUGUAAACAACAGCUGGUGCACAAAAUCAAAUACUAAGGAAGUCUCGUGGUUUUGCUCACCUGAGGUAGAGUAUCUUAUGAUAAGCUGUAGACCACACUAUUUACCAAGAGAGUUUUCAUCUAUAUUUUUCAUAGCUGUCUAUUUACCACCACAAACCAAUGCUGGCAUUAAGACUGCACUGAAUGAGCUGUAUAAGGCCAUAAGUGAACAGGAAAACGCUCAUCCAGAGGCAGUGUUCCUAGUGGCCGGGGACUUUAAUGCAGGGAAACUUAAAUCCGUUCUACCUAAUUUCUACCAGCAUGUUAAAUGUGCAACCAGAGGGAAAAAAAACUCUAGACCACCUUUACUCCACACACAGAGAUGCAUACAAAGCUCUCCCUCGCCCUCCAUUUGGCAAAUCUGACCAUAACUCUAUCCUCCUGAUUCCUGCUUAUAAGCAAAAACUAAAGCAGGAAGCACCAGUGACUCGGUUAAUAAAUAAGUGGUCAGAUGACGCAGAUGCUAAACUACAGGACUGUUUUGCUAGCACAGACUGGAACAUGUUCCGGGAUUCUUCAGAUAGCAUUGAGGAGUACACCACAUCAGUCACUGGCUUCAUCAAUAAGUGCAUCGAUGAUUUCGUCCCCACAGUGACCGUACGUACAUACCCCAACCAGAAGACAUGGAAUACAGGCAACAUCCGCACUGAGCUAAAGGGUAGAGCUGCCGCUUUCAAGGAGCGGGACUCUAACCCGGACGCUUAUAAGAAAUCCCGCUAUGCCCUCCGACGAACCAUCAAACAGGCAAAGAGUCAAUACAGGACUAAGAUGGAAUCGUACUACACCGGCUCUGACACUCGUCAGAUGUGGCAGGGCUUGAAAACUAUUACAGACUACAAAGGGAAGCACAGCCGCGAGCUACCCAGUGACACAAGACUUCCAGAUGAGCUAUUCCACUUCUAUGCUCGCUUCGAGGCAAGCAACACUGAAGCAUGCAUGAGAGCACCAGCUGUUCUGGAUGACUAUGUGAUCACGCUCUCCGUAGCCAAUGUGAGUAAGACUUUUAAGCAGGUCAACAUUCACAAGGCCGCAGGGCCAGACGGAUUACCAGGACGUGUCCUCUGAGCAUGUGCUGACCAACUGGCAAGUGUCUUCACUGACAUUUUCAACAUGUCCCUGACUGAGUCUGUAAUACCAACAUGUUUCAAGCAGACCACCAUAGUCCCCGUGCCCAAGAACACUAAGAUAACCUGCCUAAAUAACUACCGACCCGUAGCACUGACGUCUGUAGCCAUGAAGUGCUUUGAAAGGCUGGUCAUGGCUCACAUCAACACCAUUAUCCCAGAAACCCUAGACCCACUCCAAUUUGCAUACCGCCCCAACAGAUCCACAGAUGAUGCAAUCUCUAUUGCACUCCACACUGCCCUUUCCCACCUAGACAAAAGGAACACCUACGUGAGAAUGCUAUUCAUUGACUACAGCUCAGCAUUCAAUACCAUAGUGCCCUCAAAGCUCAUCACUAAGCUAAGGAUCCUGGGACUAAACACCUCCCUCUGCAACUGGAUCCUGGACUUCCUGACGGGCGGCCCCCAGGUGGUAAGGGUAGGUAACAACACAUCUGCCACACUGAUCCUCAACACGGGAGCCCCUCAGGGGUGCGUGCUCAGUCCCCUCCUCUACUCCCUGUUCACCCAUGACUGCAUGGCCAGGUACGACUCCAACACCAUCAUUAAGUUUGCCGACGACACAACAGUGGUAGGCCUGAUCACCGACAACGAUGAGACAGCCUAUAGGGAGGAGGUCAGAGACCUGGCCGUGUGGUGCCAGGAUAACAACCUCUCCCUCAACGUGACCAAGACAAAGGAGAUGAUUGUGGACUACAGGAAAAAAAAGAGGACUGAGCUUGCCCCCAUUCUCAUCGACGGGGCUGUAGUGGAACAGGUUGAGAGCUUCAAGUUCCUUGGUGUCCACAUCACCAACGAACUAUCAUGGUCCAAACACACCAAGAUAGUCGUGAAGAGGGCACGACAAAGCCUAUUCCCCCUCAGGAGACUGAAAAGAUUUGGCAUGGGUCCUCAGAUCCUCAAAUAUUUAUUCAGCUGCACCAUCGAGCAUCCUGACUGGUUGCAUCACUGCCUGGUAUGGCAACUGCUCGGCCUCCGACCGCAAGGCACUACAGAGGGUAGUGCGUACGGCCCAGUACAUCACUGGGGCCAAGCUUCCUGCCAUCCAGGAUCUCUAUACCAGGCGGUGUCAGAGGAAGGCCCUUAAAAUUGUCAAAGACUCCAGCCACUCUAGACAUAGACUGUUCUCUCUGCUACCGCACGGCAAGCGGUACCGGAGUGCCAAGUCUAGGUCCAAAAUACUUCUCAACAGCUUCUACCCCCAAGCCAUAAGACUCCUGAACAGCUAUCAUGGCUACCCGGACUAUUUGCACUGCCCCCCCACCCCAUCUUUUUACGCUGCUGCUACUCUGUUAAUUAUUUAUGCAUAGUCACUUUAACUCUACCCACAUGUACAUAUUACUUCAACUACCUCAACUAGCCGGUGCCCCUGCACAUUGACUCUGCACCGGUACCCCACUGUAUAUAUAGCCUCCCUACUGUUAUUUUAUUUGACUUCUGCUCUUUUUUUCUCAACACUUUUUUGUUGUUUUAUUUUACUUUUUUUAUUUAAAAAUAAAUGCACUGUUGGUUAAGGGCUGUAAGUAAGCAUUUCACUGUAAUGUCUGCAACUGUUGUAUUCGGCGCAUGUGGCCAAUAAAAUUUGAUUUGAUUUGAAGUCGUCCUAUGGACAGAUACUCCAAUCUCCGCUGUGGAGCUUUGCAGCUCCUUCAGGGUUAUCUUUGGUCUCUUUGUUGCUUCUCUGAUUAAUGCCCUCCUUGCCUGGUCUGUGAGUUUUGGUGGGCGGCCCUCUCUUGGCAGGUUUGUUGUGGUGCCAUAUUCUUUCAAUUUUUUUAUAUUGGAUUUAAUGGUGCUCCGUGGGAAGUUUCGGAUAUUUUUUUAUAACCCAACCCUGAUCUGUACUUCUCCACAACUUUGUCCCUGACCUGUUUGGAGAGCUCCUUGGUCUUCAUGGUGCCGCUUACUUGGUAUUGCCCCUUGCUUAGUGGUGUUGCAGACUCUGGGGCCUUUCAGAACAGGUGUAUUUAUACUGACAUCAUGUGACAGAUCAUGUGACACUUAGAUUGCACACAGGUGGACUUUAUUUAACUAAUUAUGUGACUUCUGAAGGUAAUUGGUUACACCAGAUCUUAUUUAGGGGCUUCAUAGCAAAGGGGGUGAAUUCAUAUGCACGCACCACUUUUCCGUUAUUUUUAAUUUUUAGAAUCAAGUUAUUUUUUUCAUUUCACUUCACCAAUUUGGAAAAUUUUGUGUAUGUCCAUUACAUGAAAUCCAAAUAAAAAUCCAUUUAAAUUACAGGUUGUAAUGUAACAAAAUAGGAAAAAAUGGCAAGGGGGAUGAAUACUUUUGCAAGGCACUGUAAGCAAAGAGAAACGACAGUCCAUCAUUACUUUAAGACAUGAAGGUCAGUCAAUACGGAACAUUUCAAGAACUUUGAACGUUUCUUCAAGUGCAGUCACAAAAACCAUCAAGCGCUAUGAUUAAACUGUCUCUCAUGAGGACCGCCACAGGAAUGGAAGACCCAGAGUUACCUCUGCUGCAGAGGAUAAGUUCAUUAGAGUUACCAGUUCAUUAGAAAUUGCAGCCCAAAUAAAUGCUUCACAGAGUUCAAGUCACAGACACAUCUCAACAUCAACUGUUCAGAGGGCACUUUGUGAAUCAGGCCUUCAUGGUCGAAUUGCUGCAAAGAAACCACUACUAAAGGACACCAAUAAUAAGAAGAGACUUGCUUGGGCCAAGAAACACGAGCAAUGGACAUUAGACCGGUGGAAAUGUGUCCUUUGGUCUGGAGUCCAAAUUGGAGAUUCUUGGUUCCAACCACCGUGUCUUUGUGAGACGCGAUUUGGGUGAACGGAUGAUCUCUGCAUGUGUGUUUCCCACCGUGAAGCAUGGAGGAGGAGGUGUUAUGGUGUGGGGGUUCUUUGCUGGUGAUUUUAUUUAGAAUUCAAGGCACACUUAACCAGCAUGGCUACCACAGCAUUCUGCAGUGAUACGCCAUCCCAUCUGGUUUGGGCUUAGUGGGACUAUCAUUUUAUCAUUUGGGGCUUAGUGGGACUAUCAUUUGUUUUACAACAGGACAAUGACCAAAACACCUCCAGGCUGUGUAAGGGCUAUUUUAACAAGAAGUAGAGUGAUGGAGUGCUUCAUCAGAUGACCUGGCCUCCACAAUCCCCCCGACCUCAACCCAAUUGAGAUUGUUUAAGAUGAGUCGGACCGCAGAGUGAAGGAAAAGCAGCCAACAAGUGCUCAGCAUAUGUGGGAACUCCUUCAAGACUGUUGGAAAUCAUUCCAGGUGAAGCUGGUUGAGAGAAUGCCAAGAGUCUGCAAAGCUGUCAUCAAGGGAAGGGGUGGCUAUUUGAAGAAUCUCAAAUAUAAAAUAUAUUUUGAUUUGUUUAACACUUUUUUGGUUACUACAUGAUUCCAUAUGUGUUAUUUCAUAGUUUUGAUGUCUUCACUAUUAUUCUACAAUGUAGAAAAUAAUACAAAAUAAAGAAAUCCCCUGGAAUUAGUAGGUGUGUCCAACCUUUGACUGGUACUGUAUAUCUCUAGUGACAGACAGAAUCAUAGCCAGUCAUCACUCUACCGAGCAGAAUGACCUGCUCCCUAAUCAUGAUCCACCAACUGCAGCAGAAAGCAUAAUCCUCCAGAUCCUUACUGUGAAGCUUUGCUGCUUAAUAAAACAGCUGGGCUUAGAUGUCUCCCCACUCACCUCUAAUGGCAGACCAGGGCUGUGUCCCAAAACUGCACCCUAUUACUCCAUACACAGCGCACUAUUUUUAACUAGAGCCCAUUUGGCCAAGGUCAAAAGUAAUGCACUAUAUAGGGAAUAGGGUGCCAUGUGGUACACACUCAGUUGAUACCCUCACCUUUUAAUAGUAAAGUCAGACUAGCUGAUAUGGGAUAUGACCGCUCAGUGUUAGUGAUUAGCGAGCAUUGGAUUAGAUGGCUGCAGAUGCCAAUCAUGGUUGUGUAUCAUCGUAUACCAUGUCCUUGUAGUUGUUAAUCACUGAAUGUAGCAGGUUAUAUUUCGCAUAUACCGUAGAUGUUAAAUUAUGUUAGAAGGGAAAGGACCUGAACACGCUGACCCUAGAGCGACGUGCAGUCAGUGCACAAUCUGCAUAUGCUAAAGCUGCACUCUUAAUGAUCAUUACUACAAUGUCUCAGACUAAGCUGUCAGCCCCCUCAGAUGGAAUAUAAUGCUUCAAACAGUACUGUAUCAUGCUAGGUGUUAAAUAUUCACUAGUCUGACCUCUUUUUAGAAAAGACUCAGGCUUGCAUAUAUUACCAACUUUCCUCUUCUCCCUCGCUCCCUCAGCUCCUCUCCCCUCCCUCAGCCCUCCAUCAGCUCUUCUCAGCUCCUCUCCCCUCCCUGCGCUCCUCUUGUACGCAGUAUUUUUUAUAAUUCAUCAGUCCUAUUGUCAUUGAAAUGUGGCGAUUGAUAAAGGAGUGUGGGGGUGAUCUAGUUGUAAGAAGAACCGCUGGCCUACAUUUCUAAUAGAAGAACCGCUGGCCUACAUUUCUAAUAGGAUCCCACUGCAGCAGGAAGGAAGACAGACUCCAAUCUCUGGCACUGUGUUCUUCAGGGGUAGGGGAUCUCUAUUAGGGUUAGGUUCAUUGUCAACCUAGCUUGAAAGCAAGACGAUCUAGCAGAACGUGUGUUUGUGUUUGAGAAAGGUGUAGUGUGUUUCUGAGCGUGUCCUCUGUUGUCCCCAGAUCAACGGCAUCGCUCUGGACAACAAGUCGGUGACUGAGUGUGAGACUCUGCUGAGGAACUGCAGGGAGUCUCUCAGCCUCUCUCUCAUGAAGGUGAAUCUAAACUAGCCCCCUGUACUAAGCUCCUUCAAUACGCACUGGCCUUAAAUUAGACUCAAGUUAUUCUUCAGCCAAUGUGAUGCCACAUAACAACCUUAUUUAGGAAAGGGCUUUGACUUGAAUCUAAACUUCACUGCUCACUGGCCUCAAAUCAGCCUUACAUUUUAGUUAUCCUCAAGUCUAUGUAGUGCCAUACACUGCAACACUCUUAUUUGAUGCUAUAGUGGGCACUCUUUUUUUGGACGGUGAUUUGAAUUUCUCCAAGUUUCUCAAUAGCAAACACUUUAGAUACUACUGCACUGCACAGGAGGUUGGUGGCACCUUAAUUGGGGAGGACGGUGUUGUGGUAAUGGCUGGAGUGGAAUCAUUGGAAUGGUAUGAAAUACAUCAAACAGUUGUUUGAUGCCAUUCCAUUUGCGCCGUUCCAGCCAUUAUUAUGAGCCGUCCUCCCCUCAGCAGCCUCCACUGCUGCACUACAAUGACUAGAUUUCAGGAUAGUGUAAUAACUGUUUUGGAGGGGACAAGUUUUGGAAGAAAGUACAUGUGUGUACUAAUCCAGUGCUAUUCCUAACACACCUCUAUCCUCUUAUGUCCCCAGUUCUUCCCUCACAGUUCGUCAGGCCAGAGCAUCUUCGAGAGCCUGCGGGAGUCAUCGUCCAACGGCCGUCUCUCCGAGGUACACUUCAGGAACAGCCUCAAACACAACAGCUCCACACAGACAGACAUCUUCUGCCCAGACACGCGAGGAGGGGGUAGUAACGUCAACGUCCCAGGAGAGAGGAGGAAGGGCGGGGUGGGUGAACCUGAUGAGGGGAUGGAGGUGUACGGGGACAUCAGGAAGCCGUUCUCCAUGGGGUCUCUCCACUCCACCAGCCUCCGGCCGUCCUCUGACCUCGGUCUGGGUCCCCCGGGCCGCUACGGCCCCAGCGCCUUUCAGGAGUGCUGCUCUGGGUCCCCCUACGCCAAGGCCCCCCCACCCCCCAUGACCUAUGACCCCUCUAAUCCCCCCGACUGCAUCACCAUGGAGACCACCCUGGAGAGGAAGCACAGCGGCGGCACCUGGCCCAAGAUGAUCGUAGGCGGGAUGUCCGUUGCCGUGGAUACGACCACAGCGAUGACUCCGACCCAGCUGUCCAUCUUCAAGUCGCCCAAACAGAGGAAGUCCAUCUUCGACCCAGACGCCUUCAAAUCACGGCCUGAGACGGCGCCCCAGUCUUCCAAGAUGGAGUACCUGUCGCCCAGUCAGCUGGUGGCCCACUCCCCGCAGCCCUCCAAGACGGAGUCUCCCUCCUCUACGGCCACACCCACCCCUCCGACUCCGCCCACCCGCAGCGAUUCGUUCAAAUUCAAACACAAACAACAGAGCAGCUCUGCCUCCGACUGCACGCUCACCUCCGACGGGGGCAAAGGGGAGGCCGUUGCCAUGGUUAUGGGGGAGGGCAGUGGGGAACGAGAGAGAGAGCGGGAACGAGAGAGGGACAGGAAUGGGAACCACUACUUCCUGGAUGGGAAGGUCCUGACAUCGAGGAAGUCAUGUGACGAGGACAUUGGUCGCACCCGGGGGGAGGAGCCUGAGGUGAAGAGGCCCCGCCCUAAAUCGGCGCCAGCUCUCAGACGCAGGAUGACCCCCCAGUCCAUCACCCUACCCUCCUUCCAGGUCAGUUUGAUAUUAAUGUGAUACUAUCUAUAGUGCUUUUCACUAGGGCCGGUCACCAAUAGUCUAUUCGAAAGGAUUCCUCUCCUGUCCUCCAUCUACAGUGACUUUAAAGAACUGAACAGGUGAAGGCAUCCUCUUAAGUUGCGUGCUCCUUCCUAGCCUAUUUUUAACGUCAACUAUGUUCAAGUAGAGGAGACAAGGAGAGGAUGCCACUUCAGACUAUAGAGAUGCGUCUUAGGUCUGAAAACACUAAAUACAAAGAGAGAAAUAUAGCUCCAGGCACAGAGGCCAGGGAGGUGUGGUCCCGUCCCAACACUCUGAAACGGGUCCUUUAGUCUCCUCCUCGUCCUGUUUCUGCUCUUGGUCAUUGAACUGUGAUUGUGGUCCUUCUCCUUAUUCUCCCGCUGUUUCUGUUCCUCAUCAUUAAACCAAUUGGUUUCUGUAUCUGUCAAUCAUCAGAGCUACUCCAAUGACGAUCACUCUCCAGAGCCCAGAGAGAUGCUUCGCUCCUCCCCCAACCGCUCCCACAGACACAGUGUGGGCUUCGUCCCCACAGUCUACAACGGUACUCUGCCUGCAAGUGAGUCUCUCUCACUCACUCACUCACUCACUCACACACACACACACACAUCAAAAGGAGAAGGGAAAGGGGAAUACCUAGUCAGUUGUACAAUUGAAUGCAUUCAACCCAAAUGUGACUUCCGCAUUUAACCCAACCCCUCUGAAUCAGAGAGGUGCGGGGGGGCUGCCUUAAUUGACAUCUAUGUUGGGGGUUAACUACCUUGCUCAAGGGUGGAAUGGCAGAUUUUUCCACCUUGCCGGCUUGAGAAUUCGAACCAGCUAAUUACUGGCCCAACGCUCUUAACCGUUAGGCUACCUGCCGGCCCAUCACACACUGUUCUAUCCUGAGCCUUUCUAGCCAGUGUGUUCCUCCCAUCUAACCGGUGUGGUUGUUGGUGGUGGCGUUGUUGUGAUCUCUAACCAGUGUGUGUGUUGUGUUCUGUCAGACUCGGCCCAUCGUGGCCUGGCCCCGUGUCCAGCGGUGACUGCUGUGAUGAGGAACCCAGUCUACACAGUCCGCAGCCACAGAGUCCACACCAACAACUGUCCCUCUGUCUCCUCCCAGAUCUGUCAACACCAGCACAACAACCAACACCCCAGGUAACUACCCCAGACAGAAUAACUGCCCUGAAAACCAAGAUGUGCCCAGUCAUUCUUAACGGGGGCUAAUGAUUGUUUCGUCUAAAUAGUAUAGUGACUUGAAAAUAUGAUGCCAUUUGCUAAAGUAGGCAAAUAAUUAGUUGGAAACAACUUGGCCAUCAUUAUGAUCAAAUUUACUUUAGACAGAUGGCAAUGUUGCUAUUAGUAAGCAAUGCUAACGUUAUCUAGGUAAAAUCCAGUGCUCUCCCCUCAAUCUUAGCUAGCUAGCUAACGUUGUACUACAUGUAAAGUCAAUCUGAUGACAUUGCAGUGAUGACAAAAGGUUUUCCUACUAAUUAGUUGCCUCCUUUUUCAUCCUGUUUGAGAAUGUAUUGAGUAGAACGUUCAGUUGUGCACCAGUCCUCAAGAUACAUUUCAUAACAAUGGCGUGAAUGACGCUAAGUGCGACCCAUGAAUUAUGUAGUGAGAGAGUGUGUCAGUCCACAGCACCAGGGGCGUCUGAGCCUGGACCUGAGCCAGAAGUGUCCAGCAGCAGACUACUCAUCAUCCUCGUCACGCAGCAGCAGCACCUCCCAUGGUACCAACUCACUACCCUCCAGCGCUCGCCUGGGCCUUGGUCAGUCACCCACGCACGCCACCCACGCACGCCACACACCCACGCAUACCACACACACACACACACACACACACACACACACACACACACAAAAUACUCAUAUUAUGCAUGUUUGCGCGCACACACACACUGAUGAACUUUUCCAUUCCAUCAGGUUGGUCCAGUAAGGUCCAGUACCGGACAGAGAGGAUAAAGGUCCCCUCCACGCCCCGCUACCCUCGAUCCAUGCUGGGCUCUGACAGAGGUACCUACAUGGAUAGAGCAAUGAAUGAAUGAACGGAUGAAUUUACGGAUGGAUGGAUAAUUGAACAAACAAAUGAAUUAACAAAUGGCUGGAUGGAUGAAUGAAUGUAUUAACUUUUUAAGAUUCCUAUUCCUUGAAUACUGUACCUCUCUACCAAUAUUUUCUGACGCUGGUCCCAAGGGGCCUUUAAAACACCGAUUUUUCCACUCAACCAAAGAACUUAUUCCAAAUCAAACAGCUGACCACCCUCAUGUAUUCUCGGAGGAGAAUGUGGCAGCCCUGUUAGCAGCUCAUUUACAGGUGCUGCGCUGUCAUUUACUGCUGAAAGAGGUGGGACCCAAACAGUCAUAACACUAAACACAGGGAAACACUUGCUUAAUCAUAUAGAUUUGAUGUCCCUGGCAGUUAAAGCUGAUGGUGAACAUGCUUGUGUCAGGAUAUUUACAACCUGAUUACCUCUCUGAGAAAUGACGCUGUAACUGUGGACCAAUUCUCUCCCUUUCCCACUCUCUCCCUCUCGCUCUACUACCAUGUUUUAACUGUUGUGAGUAUUUGAAUUGUUUUUGCUAUGGUUGUAAGAAUGACAAACACAUUUUCCUUUCGGGAUUAAUAAAGUACAUUCUUAUCUCAUCUCACAUCUCAUUUUAAGUCUCUUCCCCUCUCUUCUCCCUCCCUCUCCCCGGCCCCUCGCCUUCAGGCUCCCUGUCCCAUUCAGAGUGCAGCAGCCCCAGCCUCAUCACUCCACCCCACUCACCUCUCAACCUGGAGACUUCCUCGUUCGCCAGCAGCCAAUCACAGAGCUCUAUCUCCACCCUGCCUAGAAUCUCCGUCAGCCCUGUGCCAAUAGGAGAGCGCAGGAAAGACCGGUAGGAAGGAGAAGAGGAGACAAGGGGGGAAAAGGAGUUUGAAAAGAGUUAGGGCUGGAAGGUGUAAAACAGUGUCUGGAGUACCUCUCCGCCCCCAGCAGUUCUAUUUAUUUACUUGAAUUCAGUACUAGCACACACGAUUCAAUUUGUCAAAUAAUCACCAAGCCCUUUGUUAGUUGAAUCAGGUGUGCAAGUACUGGAAUAGGCUGAGGGUAAUUGGGGAGAGGUUUGGGAAACACUGCUCUAGAAUAAUACAAAUAGGAAGUGUGUGAUGCAUUGAUUAUAGAUCAGUUAUAAUGCUGUUUGUAAAUGCAGUAUAAAGGUCAGUUGUGUGUUGCUGUCGUUUCUCCUUGUAGCCUGGUCCCAGAUCUGUUUGUGCUUUAGCCAACUCCCCUGACUAUGCCAGUGGAAUGACAAUGUUAGUCAGAAGGAUUUGCUAAAGCACACACAGAAGGAACCAGGCUAGUUUCCUUGUAUUUUUCUGUUAUUUAUUCUUCUCACAGCAGACCUGUUUGACCUCUGCAUAGUUCCUAUUUUUCACCACCUCACUGUUUCCUUUUGCUGUCUGCCCUGUCUGUUUUCCUCUCCUCCAUCUCCUCCCUCGUUUCCUUUCUUCUAUCUGCCGUGUGUAUGAAUGUCUCCAGGUCUCUGUACCAUAACAGGUCUUUUCUGAGGAUCCCUCUGGCUGCUAGGCCGAGGUUCUCCUCUCUCAGGAGCCUCAGGUUCGUUGGAUCCACCUCAGACACAGAUGGUCUUACUGUUAACAUGCUUGAGUGUUAGAUAGAAAUACUGAAAUAUAGAUAUAGUCCCUAGCCCCUCCAGAAACAACCCCUACUCCCCACCCUGAGGCACUUGCCUAGUGACUAGGGUCUGGUAGAGAGCCCAUCGAGAUCUAGUGUAGGCACCUGGAAUGUAUAAAGCAUGCGUUGUGGUAUUUCUCACCCCUGAACAGCAGUUAGGCCUGAAUCCCACUUUCGAGUCAAAUAGGUCUGUGCAUGCUAGGUUUACAUUAGCUUGCGUCUCACUGAAAAGAUCCAGAAAACCUGCUCAACUCUUCCUCUUGAACCGGAUUUGAUAGAUUGAUGUGCGCUGUGUCUCAAUUGUGUUUGUAUGAUUGGACUUGUUGAAAUGACGUGGCCACUUGUUUCAUGUGUAAAGUCUUUCUCACUGAAGCUGCAUGCUACUGAACUACCGCGUCCUUUUGCAGAUGGCAAGGCAUUCUGUGUGUGUUUGGGUCCAAUCCUAGUCACUUUGCUGAGUGUGAAGCUACCUCUGAGUCCACCUCACAACCUCUGGAUCUUUAGCUUGUCUUCAUCUUUUAGCACACUGUCUGUCCCUUUUUAUUUCUGUCUGUUGGUCCUUCCUGUGAUAUGUAAUAUGCCUCCGUAUAUGAAAUAUGUCUCUGUGUUGUGAAAAUCAACAUGUGCGUUUCAUAGCACCGUAGUCCCUAUGUAGUGCAGAACUUUUGGCCAGACCCUUUUUUUUGGGAAUUGACAUGCAGCCCUGAUGUUUGUCGUUUAUUCUCCUCCCUCCUUCCUUCCCUCCCUCCCUCUCAUCAGGCCGUACCUGGAGGAACCUCGGAACGUGAUUGUUCACAAAGGGGCGGAGCCUCUGGGCAUCUCUAUCGUCGGCGGCGAGAACGGUGGCAUCUUCGUCUCCAAGGUGACGGGAGGCAGCAUCGCCCACCAGGCCGGCCUGGAGUACGGCGACCAGCUCCUCGAGGUAACUUCCUGUUUCAUUGCUUCCUGACAGGGUUAAGGAUCAAAUCUCAGGAGGAAAUUGUCAAUGUGAUUCUGUGAUGUAGACUGCAACCAGCACAGUUACUUGCACAUCUAGACCACAUGUGCUAAUUCCCUGUUAAUGGAAUAAAACAUUACAUUUAACAUUAUAGACAUUUACAGUACCAGUCAAAAGUUUGGACACACCUACAGGGUUUUUCUUUAUUUUUACUAUUUUCUACAUUGUAGAAUAAUAGUGAAGACAUCACAACUAUGAAAUAACGAAUAUGGAAUCAUGUAGUAACCAGAAAAGUGUUAAAGAAAUCAAAAUAUAUUUUAUAUUUGAGAUUCUUCAAAGGAGCCACCCUUUGCCUUGAUGACAGCUUUGCACCCUCUUGGCAUUCUCUCAACAAGCUUAAUGAGGAAUGCUUUUCCAACAGUCUUGAAGGAGUUCCCACAUAUGCUGAGCACUUGUUGGCUGCUUUUCCUUCACUCUGUGGUCCAACUCAUCCCAUACCAUCUCAAUUGGGUUGAGGUCGGGUGAUUGUGGAGGCCAGGUCAUCUGAUGCAGCACUCCAUCACUCUCCUUCUUGGUCAAAUAGCCCUUACACAGCCUGGAGGUGUGUUUUGGGUCAUUGUCCUGUUGAUAAACAAAUGAUAGUCCCACUAUCGCUGCAGAAUGCUGUUGUAGCCAUGCUGGUUAAGUGUGCUUUGAAUUCUAAAUAAAUCACCGAAAUGUUAACCAGCAAUGCACCAUCUCACCACCUCCUCCAUGCUUCACGGUGGGAAGCACACAUGCAGAGAUCAUCCGUUCACCUACUCUGCGUCUCACAAAGACACGGUGGUUGGAACCAAACAUCUCAAAUUUGGACUCAUCAGACCGAAGGACAGAUUUCCACUGGUCUAAUGUCCAUUGCUUGUGUUUCUUGGCCCAAACAAGUCUCUUCUUCUUAUUGGUGUCCUUUAGUAGUGGUUUCUUUGCAGCAAUUCGACCAUGAAGGCCUGAUUCACACAGUCUCCUCUGAACAGUUGAUGUUGAGAUGUGUCUGUUACUUGAACUCUGUGAAUCAUUUAUUUGGGCUGCAAUCUGAGGUGCAGUUAAUUGCCGAUUUCUGAGGCUGGUAACUCUAAUUAACUUAUCCUCUGCAGCAGAGGUAACUCUGGGUCUUCCUUUCCUGUGACGGUCCUCAUGAGAGCCAGUUUCAUCAUAGCACUUGAUGGUUUUUGCGACUGCACUUGAAGAAACUUUCAAAGUUCUUGACAUUUUCCGGAUUGACUGACCUUCAUGUCUUAAGGUAAUGAUGGACUGUCAUUUCUCUUUGCUUAUUUGAGCUGUUCUUGCCAUAAUAUGGACUUGGUCUUUUACCAAAUAGGGCUAUCUUCUGUAUACCAACCCUACCUUGUCACAACACAACUGAUUGGCUCAAACGCAUUAAGAAGGAAAGAAAUUCCACAAAUUAACUUUUGAAAGGCACACCUGUUAAUUUAAAUGCAUUCCAGGUGACUACCUCAUGAAGCUGGUUGAGCGAAUGCCAAGAGUGUGCUAAGCUGUCAUCAAGGCAAAGGGUGGCUAUUUGAAGAAUCUCAAAUAUAGAAUAUAUUUAGAUUUGUUUAACACUUUUUUGGUUACUACAUGAUUCCAUAUGUGUUAUUUCAUAGUUUUGAUGUCUUCACUAUUAUUCUACAAUGUAGAAAAUAGUAAAAAGAAACUAAAACCCUUGAAUGAGUAGAUGUGUCUUAACUUUUGAUUGGUAGUGUAGCAGACGCUCUUAUCCAGAAUGAUUUAGACACACAUUCAUGCAUGAAUAUGAUCUGUAGAAUUGAAGUGCUGUUUAUUUUCAGUGAGAAUUUUUCAAUAACAUCUUGACUUUCUCUCCUCCCCUCCCUCUCCUCCCCUCUCCCCCUCUCCUCUCCCUCUCCUCCCCUCUCUCUCCUCUUUCUCUCCUCCCCUCUCCCCCUCCUCUUUCUCUGCUCAUCUCUCUCCCUCUCAUCUUUCUCUCCUCCCCUCUCUCCCCUCUCCUCUUCCUCUCCUCCUCUCUCUCUCUCCCUCUCCUCUUUCUCUCCUCCCCUCCCCCUCUCCUCUUCCUCUCCUCCCCUCUCCCCCUCUCCUCUUCCUCUCUCCCCCUCUCCUCUUUCUCUCCUCCCCUCUCUCCCCCUCUCCUCUUCCUCUCCUUCCCUUCCUCCAGUAUAAUGGUAUUAACCUGCGUAAUGCCACGGAGCAGCAGGCCAGGCUGAUCAUUGGUCAGCAGUGUGACACCAUCACCAUUAUGGCUCAAUACAACCCCCACAUGUACCAGCUGGGAAACCCCUCACGAUCCAGGUAAACAAUGACAUUUCUUCCCUGUGGUCAAUUUACAGAAAUAUAAGGGUAAUCAAAGAUAGAAUGUCACUCUUUCAUACUUCAAAAGGGGUGUAAAAUCUACCUUGGGCCAUGACAUAGUCAUCAUUUGGCGAAAUAUACAGGCCUCAUUUGGCACCAUUGUAUCCUAUUUAAAUAGAUGGAUAGAUGUUCAUUUGUCUAAGGUUUCUCUCUCUCUCUCUCUCUCUCUCUCUCUCUUUCUCUCCCUCUCUUUCUAUUUCUCUCUCUCUCUCUCUCUCUUUCUCUCCCUCUCUUUCUAUUUCUCUCUCUCUCUCUUUCUCUCCCUCUCUUUCUAUUUCACUUUCUCUCGCUCUCUCUUUCUCUCGCUCUCUCUUUCUCUCGCUCUCUGCGUCUGUAGUUCUCGUCUGGAGCCGGUGAGCAGCCAGUCGACGCCCCAGGGCAGUGGAGCCACCACCCCAGACAACCACUCUACUAUAGACACUCUGAGUGAACAGGACGAAGGAACCCUCACCCCCUCCUCCAAACAGACCACCCCUACAACUAGUCCUCACAGCUUCAGCAGGUAACACACACCUCUGACUGCUCCAGCCUCUCCAACCUAAUGUGGUUUUGUGUAUAUUGCAGGGGGUACAGCAGAAGAUACAUUAAUGUUUUGUAAAGUAUUCUUGUUCUUCCCUCCACCCUCCAGGGUGUCGUCAGAGGGCAGUUGUAAGGUGUGUGAGCCGCGGGUGGUGACGGUGCGCAGGGCCCAGGGGACAGAGCUGGGGCUGGGGCUGUGUGGAGGGAACCUCCGGGGGGUCUAUGUAGAGAGUCUGGAGGAGGACAGCCCUGCUAGGGGACCAGAGGGGCUGCAGCCUGGAGACCUCAUACUGGAGGUAGGUUAUACAUAAACCAGCAUGUAGGUGGACACACCACACACAAGGUCUAUAACAACUUUUUUGAGUGAACAUUUUUCACCGUGCAGCAUCCCUGCCAAAGCCCAUUACCGUUUUCCCUGCCUGUCUUUGUUCCUUCAUCGAUUUCCCCGCUCCUCUCUUUCUCUCAGUGUACCUACACGGCCAAUCUCUCUAUACAGAGAGACACAGGCAGCUAACUCGUACUAUCCCAUUCCUGUCAUGCUCCCACUCUGUCCUCCAAGCAGGCCUUGAGCUUUGUCAUCAGAACAGAACUCACUGUAGAACUGUUCCCUUUCAUCUCCCUGUCCGGUCUCCUCCUCUCUCAUCCUCCUCCUAAUCAAUAGACAGACACUUCAAACAGUCAAGGGGCUUCUGUCCUCUCCUCCUCCUCACUAUUCAAUAGACAGACAUGCAACCAAAACACCACACAGGCUGAAGGAGUCGGUGUUUCAUCUCUGGACCAGCCCAGAGCUUUGAAAUGAAUGUAUUGAUUGGUCUAGACACUGCCAAAAUCUGUCACUCAUCUCUCUCACUCUUUCUCUUCUUUUUCUCGCUCUGUAUCUCUCACACUCUUGUUCCAUCUCUCCCUCUUCUCUCUCUCCUCUCUCUUCUAAUUUUUGAUGUUUGAAUGUUUUUUCCCCAUUUGUUUGUGUAAUGGAUGAUGUUGACCCAAUAAAGGGGAUUAUAAAUUCCAGUUCUCUCUCUCAGUAUGGGUCAGUGAAUAUGAAGAACAAGACGGUGGAGGAGGUGUAUGUAGAGAUGCUAAAGCCGGCUGAGACGGUCACUCUCAGAGUUCAACAACGACCGGACGACUUCAACAUGGUCAAAGACACACCGGGGGACGGCUUCUAUAUCAGGUACACACGCAGCCUGUCUCCAAAAUGCCUGUUUCAUGAUGCACCAGUGAAGCCCAUGGAGAGGAACUAUCUCUUAAUCUAAAGCAAUUAUGUCCCACAUCCAGGAGGAUCAUCCUUAAUCUGUUUCACUAUAGAGAUACUAUCUGUCUGUCUGCGUCUAUCUGUCUAUUUAUAUAUCUGUCUGUCUCUCUGUCUGUGUAUAUACAGUACCAGUCAAAAGUUUGGACAUCUACUCAUUCAAGGGUUUUCUUUAUUUCUACUAUUUUCUACAUUGUAGAAUAAUAGUGAAGACAUCAAAACUAUGAAAUAACACAUAUGGAAUCAUGUAGUAACCAAAAAAGUGUUAAACAAAUAAAAAUGUUUUAUAUUUGAGAUUCUUCAAAGUUGCCACCCUUUGCCUUGAUGACAGCUUUGCACACUCUCAACCAGCUUCAUGAAGUAGUCACCUGGAAUGCAUUUCAAUUAACAGCCAGCUACCAUCUAGUGGCACUACACAACCAGCUACCAUCUAGCCCCACUACACAGCCAGCUACCAUCUAGCCCCACUACACAACCAGCUACCAUCUAGCCCCACUACACAGCCAGCUACCAUCUAGCCCCACUACACAGCCAGCUACCAUCUAGCCCCACUACACAGCCAGCUACCAUCUAGCUCAGGGUUCUUCAAUUCCGGUCCUGGAGGGCCGAAACACCUCUGUUUUUCAUCCUCUCCUUCUAAUCAGGGGCUAAUUCAGACCUGGGACACCAGGUGAGUGCAAUUAACUACCAGGUAGAAAUAAAAAACAGAAGUGUUUCGGCCCUCCAGGACCGGAAUUGAAGAACCCUGAUCUAGCCCCACUACACAGCCAGCUACCAUCUAGCCCCACUACACAGCCAGCUACCAUCUAGCCCCACUACACAACCAGCUACCAUCUAGCCCCACUACACAGCCAGCUACCAUCUAGCCCCACUACACAGCCAGCUACCAUCUAGCCCCACUACACAGCCAGCUACCAUCUAGCCCCACUACACAGCCAGCUACCAUCUAGCCCCACUACACAGCCAGCUACCAUCUAGCCCCAUUACACAACCAGCUACCAUCUAGCCCCACUACACAACCAGCUACCAUCUAGCCCCACUACACAGCCAGCUACCAUCUAGCCCCACUACACAACCAGCUACCAUCUAGCCCCACUACACAGCCAGCUACCAUCUAGCCCCACUACACAACCAGCUACCAUCUAGCCCCACUACACAGCCAGCUACCAUCUAGCCCCACUACACAGCCAGCUACCAUCUAGCCCCACUACACACCAGCUACCAUCUAGCCCCACUACACAGCCAGCUACCAUCUAGCCCCACUACACAACCAGCUACCAUCUAGCCCCACUACACAACCAGCUACCAUCUAGCCCCACUACACAACCAGCUACCAUCUAGCCCCACUACACAACCAGCUACCAUCUAGCCCCACUACACAGCCAGCUACCAUCUAGCCCCACUACACAGCCAGCUACCAUCUAGCCCCAUUACACAACCAGCUACCAUCUAGCCCCACUACACAGCCAGCUACCAUCUAGCCCCACUACACAGCCAGCUACCAUCUAGCCCCACUACACAGCCAGCUACCAUCUAGCCCCACUACACAACCAGCUACCAUCUAGCCCCACUACACAACCAGCUACCAUCUAGCCCCAUUACACAGCCAGCUACCAUCUAGCCCCACUACACAACCAGCUACCAUCUAGCCCCAUUACACAGCCAGCUACCAUCUAGCCCCACUACACAGCCAGCUACCAUCUAGCCCCACUACACAACCAGCUACCAUCUAGCCCCAUUACACAAAGAGUACAUUUCUCCUUCUCCUCCAGGCAUUGUGAACAAACUGAGCAAUCUCACGCCCUGUCUGAAACAAAAUUCAAGCCUCUGCUCAGCCUGUAACCAGAAUACCCCAGAGUUAUCACCAACAUGUCUCAGAUCGUCAUACAGAGGGUAAUAAAACACUAAAUGGAGUUUGUUUUUGAUUUCCCCAAGAUCACACAGUAGGCAAAUUCUGUCCUCUUCAGGCGCUCUGUUAACUAUAGCCAGAGGGAAGGUGUUGGAACUGAGUUGUGCACAAACUGACUUUUUAGCUUUUUGUUAGUUUCAGACGGACAUAUGGUUCAGGGGUGUAGUUCUCUUUGAUGAGUGUACGUUCUAAGUUUAGGUUUAAACCAAACAACAUCAACUGCCCAUUUUUCUUUGUGGAUCAGAAAAGGCUUGUCCUUGAUUUGGUUAAUACCACCUGGUCAUUUGUUCCUGAAUAUACUGCAAAUUAGUUUCACAAAAAAUAAUAACAAUUAUCUAGCCCAUGGAUAGUUAUGAGUAAGGUCCCAGUCAAACACUUUAUUUUUUUUUUGGUGAUUCUGUGUUCUGGCAAAUGUAUCUGUCUGUUCCAUAGACGUAACAUGUCACCUUUUUGCCGAACCACACAUGGUUCCCAACCCAUAUCUCCAUAGAUGGCCAGGUUUGGAGUCAGUUUGUGCACACCAAGAAAGCAGCGGAUUGCUCUGUUCUGAACAUUGUUACAAUUAGUAUCUUACUAUAGAGAUACAGUCCUGUCUGUCUGUUUGUCUCACACAGCAGGGUUGGUAUACCUACAGACAGAAAAACCGAGGAGAAUUACCCUCUCCAUUGGCGCCUGGCUAAAUUCCCCUGUAGAGAGUGUGUGCCUUGUCAGGGUUGGGGCUGUGUGUGUGGGCACUAGGCAGAACCGGGACAGCCCGUAGAAUACUGGCUGUAGGGGAGUGUGUGUCGGUCAGUGCUGCUGUUUGUUGUUAGAAGUCUGUAAAAAGCUGACUAUGUGUCCCAAAUGGCACCCUAUUCCCUAUAUAGUGCACUAUUUUGAACCAGGGCCCAUUGACAAGUAGUGCACUAUAUAAGGAAUAGAGUGACAUUUGGGACGCAGCCUGAGUCUCUGCAUGGCAGCAGCUGCCUGCCGCAGUCACUAGUCAUACAGAUCGGGUCAUGAUGUCAGCCCCAACCCUGACACGGCCUACACGCGCGCGCACACACACACACACACACACACACACACACACACACACACACACACACACACACACACACACACACACACAAACACAGCCCCAACGCUGAGAAAACGAGCUAUGGGGCUCCAACCUUACUGGGCUAGACUUUAAAGGGGAACAGGGACACUUGCGCACUCACAUAGGAGCACAGUCACAGUGAACACACACACUAACCCGCUCUCCAUUCCACCCAUCCUCUCGCUUUCUCCCUCCCCCUCCUUCCGUCUCCCUCCAUCUCUCCAGAGCACUUUAUGAGCGGACAUCGGAGGCAGAGCUGGACCUGAGUUUUCAGAAGGAUGACAUCCUCUAUGUGGAUGAUACUCUACCAAAGGGCAGCUUCGGCAGCUGGAUGGUCUGGCAGCUGGAUGAGAACGCACAGCGGAUACAGAGAGGACAGAUCCCCAGCAAAUACAUGUAAGACACACACACACACACACACAAUCAGACAUUCACACACUCAUACGCAGACACAAACACACACACGCAUAAUUAAGUCAUUAGCUGCGACCAGUUAGUCCCUCCCCAUCAUUUGGGAUACUUGCGUGUGUCAUGAGACUUGUGUAAUUAUAUUGUAUGUCUCUGUGUGCCUGUGUCUGUGCAGGAUGGACCAGGAGUUUUACCGUAGACACAGUAUGACGGAGCUGAAGGACGACAAGGACGGUAAGAGCCUGUCUGCCGCUGCCAGGAGAUCCUUCUUCAGGAGGAAACACAAACACAAACGCAGCGGCUCCAAAGACGGCAAGGAACUGGUGGCUCAGGACGCCAUUAGCACAGACUCCAUACCAUUCCUAGAGGGUGAGGACACACACACACACACACAAUGGAUUAGGGCUGUAGUGUGUAACGCUACCCCACUGACUGAUUUGGUUGUGUGUGUGUGUGUGUAACCAUGUACAGUACCAGUCAAAAGUUUGGACACACCUACUCAUUCAAGGGUUUUUCUUUAUUUUUACUAUUUUCUACAUUGUAGAAUAAUAGUGAAGACAUCAAAACUAUGAAAUAACACACAUGGAAUUAUGUGUUAAACAAAUCAAAAUAUAUUUUAGAUUCUUCAAAGUAGCCACCCUUUGCCUUGAUGACAGCUUUGCACACUCUUGGCAUUCUCUCAACCAGUUCACCUGGAAUGCUUUUCCAACAGUCUUGAAGGAGUUCCCACAUAUGCUGAGCACUUGUUGGCUGCUUUUCCUUCACUCUGUGGUCCAACUCAUCCCAAACCAUCUCAAUUUGGUUGAGGUCGGGUGAUUGUGGAGGCCAGGUCAUCUGAUGCAGCAUUCCAUCACUCUCGUUCUUGGUCAAAUAGCCCUUACACAGCCUGGAGGUGUCUUGGGUCAAAAACAAGUGAUAGUCCCACUAAGCCCAAACCAGAUGGGAUGGCGUAUCGCUGCAGAAUGCUGGUUAAGUGUGCCUUAAAUUCUAAAUAAAUCACUGACAGUGUCACCAGCAAAGCACCAUCACACCUCCUCCUCCAUGCUUCACGGUGGGAACCACACAAGCAGAGAUCAUCCGUUCACCUACUCUACGUCUCACAAAGGCAUUGCGGUUCGAACCAAAAAUCUCAAAUUUGGACUCAUCAGACCAAAGGACAGAUUUCCACCGGUCUAAUGUCCAUUGCUCGUGUUUCUUGGCCCAAACAAGUCUCUUCUUCUUAUUGGUGUCCUUUAGUAGUGGUUUCUUUGCAGCAAUUCGACCAUUUUAUGCUGAGAUGUGUCUGUUACUUGAACUCUGUGAAGCAUUUAUUUGGGCUGCAAUUUCUGAGGCUGGUAACUCUAAUGAACUUAUCCUCUGCAGCAGAGGUAACUCUGGGUCUUCCUUUCCUGUGGCGGUCCUCAUGAGAGCCAGUUUCAUCAUAGCGCUUGAUGGUUUUUGCGACUGCACUUGAGGAAACUUUCAAAGUUCUUGACAUUUUCCGUAUUGACUGACCUUCAUGUCUUAAAGUAAUGAUGGACUGUCGUUUCUCUUUGCUUAUUUGAGCUGUUCUUGCCAUAAUAUGGACUUGGUCUUUUACCAAAUAGGGCUAUCUUCUGUAUACCCCCCUACCUUGUCACAACACAACUAAUUGGCUCAAACGCAUUAAGAAGGAAAGAAAUUCCACAAAUUAACUUUUAAGAAGCCACACCUGUUUAAUUGAAAUGCAUUCCAGGUGACUACCUCAUGAAGCUGGUUGAGCGAUUGCCAUGAGUGUGCAAAGCUGUCAUCAAGGCAAAGGGUGGCUAUUUGAAGAAUCUCAAAUAUAAAAUAUAUUUAGAUUUGUUUAACACUUUUUUGGUUACUACAUGAUUCCAUAGUUUUGAUGUCUUCACUAUUAUUGUACAAUGUAGAAAAUAGUAAAAAAUAAAGAAAAACCCUGGGAUGAGUGUGUCCAAACAUUGACUGGUACUGUAUGUAUUGUGUGUGUGUCUCCCUCUCAGACUCUGUGAGCCUGGCGUACCAGCGGGUCCAGAAGGUAGAGUGUGUUUCUCCUAGGCCGGUCCUGAUCCUCGGCCCACUCUCAGACCCCGUCAAGGACAUGCUGGUCAAAGAGUCCCCCAGGAAGUUCUGCAGAUGUGUCCUGGGUGAGUUAAGUGCAACAUAGUACCCCAAUAUAAUACUAAUAAUACCCCAAACUGGUUGAGUAGAGAACAGCACUAUAUAUAUUAUUAAUAAUACCCCAAACCUGUUGAGUAGAGUACACCAUAUCCUACCACUUUAUAAUACUAAUAAUACCCCAAACUGGUUGAGUAAAACAGCACUAGUACCUAUGUCGCUAGCUACACUGAGAGCAAUUCACUCAGAACAGACUUUUAAGUCAUAGAGAUUGCGUCCCAAAUGGCACCCAAUUCCCUACAGUGCAUUCGGAAAGUAUUCAGACACCUUGACUUUUUCCACAUUUUGUUACGUUACAGCCUUAUUCUAAAAUGGAUGUAAAACAUUUUUUUUUUGCUCACCAAUCGACACACAAUAAUACCCCACAAUGACAAAACAAAUACUUUUUUUUUUUUAUGAAAAAAAAAUUGAAAUAUCACAUUUACAUAAGUAUUCAGACCCUUUACUCAGUACUUUGUUGAAGCACCUUUGGCAGCGAUUACAGCCUCAAGUCUUCUUGGGUAUGACGCUACAAGCUUGGCAUACCUGUAUUUGGGGAGUUUCUCCCAUUUUUCUCUGCAGAUCCUCUCCAGCUCUGUCAGGUUGGAUGGGGAGCGUCGCUGCACAGCUAUUUUCAAGUCUCUCCAGAGAUGUUCAAUCGGGUUCAAGUCCGGGCUGGUCCACUCAAGGACAUUCAGAGACUUGUCCCGAAGCCACUCCUGCGUUCUCUUGGCUGUGUGCUUAGGGUCGUUGUCCUGUUGGAAGGUGAACCUUCGCCCAAGUCUGAGGUCCUGAGCGCUCUGGAGCAGGUUUUCAUCAAGGAUCUCUCUGUACUUUGCUCUGUUCAUCUUUCCCUUGAUCCUGACAAUUCUCCCUGUUCCUGCCGCUGCAAAACAUCCCCACAGCAUGAUGCUUCCACCCCCAUGCUUCACCGUAGGGAUGGUGACCAUCGGGCUCUUGGUCACCUCCCUGACCAAGACCCUUCUCCCCAGAUUGCUCAGUUUGGCUGGGCGGCCAGCUCUAGGAAGAGUCUUGGUGGUUCCAAACUUCUUCCAUUUAAGAAUGAUGGAGGCCACUGUGUUCUUGGGGACCUUCAAUGCUGCUGAAUGUUUUUGGUACCCUUCUCCAGAUCUGUGCCUAGACACAAUCCUGUCUCGGAGCUCUACGGACAAUUCCUUUGACCUCAUGGCUUGGUUUUUGCUCUGACAUGCACUGUCAACUGUGGGACCUAAUAUAGACAGGUGUGUGCCUUUCCAAAUCAUGUCCAAUCAAUUGAAUUUACCACAGGUGGACUCCAAGUUGUAGAAACAGCUCAAGGAUGAUCAAUGGAAACAGGAUGCACCUGAGCUCAAUUUCGAGUCUCAUAGCAAAGGGUCUGAAUACUUAUGCAAAUAAGGUAUUUCUUUUUUAUGUUUUGCAAAAUAAUUGAAAAACCUGUUUUCGCUUUGUCAUUAUGGGGUAUUGUGUGUAGAUUGAGGGGGAAAAAAUAUUUUAAUCCAUUUUAGAGUAAGGCUGUAACGUAACACAAUAUGGAAAAAGGGAACGCUCUGAAUACUUUCCAAAUGCACUGUAGUGCACUACUUUUGACCACAGCCUUAUGUGCUCUGUGGAUGGGGUUCCAUUUCGGACACAGACAUUGUCCUGCAUGCAUUCCAAAAGCAAAGGGUACAUAAGAGUAUAUUAUUGACUAUUGAUGAUUACUUGUCAUUUAUCAAACGGAAUGGGGUUGGACUUAUAGAAAUACAAUCAUUGAGUAUAGCCCUUCUUGUAAUGUCUAUUUAUUUGGUUAUACUACUGUGUCGUAUUCAUUAUGAUUAGGGCACAUUGUAGCAAAAUGUUUUCUGACUUCUGUCUGUCUCCAUGUGGUUUCCUCAGAGGUGAUGAAGGCAUCCCAGCAGGCUAUAGAGCGCGGAGUCAAAGACUGCCUCUUCAUCGACUACAAACGCAGGAGUGGCCAUUUUGACGUGACCACUGUGGCCUCCAUCAAGGAGAUCACAGAGAAGGUACAACGUCAGGGCUGAUCUAGGAUCAGUUUCUCCUUUUAGAUAAUAGUGAAUAAGAUUAUAUGAACAGGGGGGACCUGAUCCUAGAUAAACACUUCUACAUUGUCAGAUCCUCGUCUCUUUUAUCAGGUAAGUGUACCCCUUAGUUAUUUCAGAAUUAAGUUAGAUGUGGUCAAUUAAAAGCAGAUUUAAUGUCACUUCAAAAGCAGUCCUCAGGUUUUUAGAUUUUCACAAUUUACAACGUUCUGUCGUAAUAGAAGUCGAGUCUCUUGCAUUUAAUCCUUUCUGAAAGCGGUAGGAACAUGUUGAUCCUUUCUGAAAGCGGUAGGAACAUGUUGAUCCUUUCUGAAAGCGGUAGGAACAUGUUGAUCCUUUCUGAAAGCGGUAGGAACAUGUUGAUCCUUUCUGAAAGCGGUAGGAUCAUGUUGUAUCAUGUUGAUCCUUUCUGAAAGCGGUAGGAUCAUGUUGUAUCAUGUUGAUCCUUUCUGAAAGCGGUAGGAACAUGUUGAUCCUUUCUGAAAGCGGUAGGAUCAUGUUGUAUCAUGUUGAUCCUUUCUGAAAGCAGUAGGAUCAUGUUGUAUCAUGUUGAUCCUUUCUGAAAGCGGUAGGAACAUGUUGAUCCUUUCUGAAAGCGGUAGGAACAUGUUGAUCCUUUCUGAAAGCAGUAGGAACAUGUUGAUCCUUUCUGAAAGCAGUAGGAACAUGUUGAUCCUUUCUGAAAGCAGUAGGAACAUGUUGAUCCUUUCUGAAAGCAGUAGGAACAUGUUGAAGGAUCCUUUCUGAAAGCAGUAGGAACAUGUUGAUCCUUUCUGAAAGCAGUAGGAUCAUGUUGAUCCUUUCUGAAAGCAGUAGGAUCAUGUUGAUCCUUUCUGAAAGCAGUAGGAUCAUGUUGAUCCUUUCUGAAAGCAGUAGGAUCAUGUUGAUCCUUUCUGAAAGCAGUAGGAUCAUGUUGAUCCUUUCUGAAAGCAGUAGGAUCAUGUUGAUCCUUUCUGAAAGCGGUAGGAUCAUGUUGAUCCUUUCUGAAAGCGGUAGGAUCAUGUUGAUCCUUUCUGAAAGCGGUAGGAUCAUGUUGAUCCUUUCUGAAAGCGGUAGGAACAUGUUGAUCCUUUCUGAAAGCGGUAGGAACAUGUUGAUCCUUUCUGAAAGCGGUAGGAACAUGUUGAUCCUUUCUGAAAGCAGUAGUAACAUGUUGAUCCUUUCUGAAAGCGGUAGGAUCAUGUUGAUCCUUUCUGAAAGCAGUAGGAUAAUGUUGAUCCUUUCUGAAAGCGGUAGGAUCAUGUUGCUUGUCAUCCCUGAUGUACCUAGAACAGGACUGAACUGAGACGUCCUCUUCUCCCUCUCUAAGGACUGUCACUGUCUGCUAGACAUCGCACCCCACGCCAUCGAGAGGCUACACAGCGUUCACAUCUACCCUAUCGUCAUCUUCAUCCGCUACAAAAACGCCAAGCAGAUCAAGUAAGUAGCCAGCCACACCCAUCCUCUUCACGGACUUUCAGUGUUAUAAACAUUCUAGAUAUUUUAAAUGUUAUGUUCCAUUUUAGGAGUUCUCUUAACUAGACUACUCAGGUCUGAGAUGAAAUAGUUCCAUGGAGAUGCAUAUUUAGUGUGUUUUGUCAAUUUCUACUUGGUGGUUGAGUUCACAGAAAGCUUGUGUGUGUGUGUGUGUGUGUGUGUGCGCGAUGGUCCCCCGGGUGAGUAACUCAUUGGAGAAAUGAAUGGGAUGUAAAGGGAUUUAGCAGGACGUUACAGUAUAAUAACAGCGGUAUAACGCUAAGCACAGUCAGAAAUCCCCAGGCUCCUUUUCUUCUUGACUACUAACACACACACACACACACACACACACACACACACACACACACACACACACACACACACACACAUUGAGAAAUCCCCUGGCUGUAUCCGGAUGUUAUUUGAUAACUUCCUCUCCUUGACCAGUAAGUAAUGAAAAGUUUGGAUAGAUUUCCUCUGUACCAUGAGAUUCCCCUGCAGACACACUGCCUUGCUGAAUAGCUCUGUGUCUGACCUGUGUGUGGACAUGAGUGUUUGAAUUAUGUGUGUGUCAGUUUAUAUUAGGAAAAUUUGGCACCAGACAACGUGCCCGGGAAGAUUAUAAUUUACCGGACAGUUGAGAAAUUUACCGGACAUCCGUAUGCGUUCAGAUCCGACCUGGCGCAGCCAGCGUCAUCAAUGAAUGAGGGAUGUUGGCCAAAUGAGACACAUUUACGUGUCCUUAAAAACAGCCUAUGACAAAAACACUAUUCCUUGCGUUUCGAUUUGUAGCACAUGCUAAACUUUGUAACCAAUUAUUUGUAUUUUUUUUUACUUUCCUAAAACAAAAAUUGUCCACCUCAUGGUUCAAUUGUCAGAGAUUUGAGCACUAAAUGCAUCAGGGCAUUACAUGCAUAGGCUUAAGUGUCCACUGUAUGAUAUUAUAUAUAUAUAUAUAUAUAUAGAACAAAAAUAUAAAUGCAACAUGCAACAAAUUCAUUGAUUUUCCUGAGUUACAGUUCAUAUGAGGAAACCAGUCAAUUGAAAUAAAUUCAUUAGGCCCUAAUCUAUGGAUUUCACAUGACUCGGAAUACAGAUAUGCAUCUGUUGGUCACAUAUACCUUAAAUAAAAUGGGCCUCACAAUGGGCCUCAGGAUCUGGGCAUGGUAUUUUUGUGCAUUCAAAUUGCCAUCGAUAAAAUGCAAUUGUGUUAAUUGUCCGUAGCUUGCCCGUACAAUAACCCCACCGCCACCAUGGGGCACUCUGUUCACAACGUUGACAUCAGCAAACCGCUUGCCCAUACGACGCCAUACACGUGGUCUGCGGUUGUGAGGCCGGUUGGAUGUACUGACAAAUUCUCUAAAACGAUGAUGGAGUCGGCUUAUGGUAGAGAAAUGAACAUUCAAUUCUCUGGCAACAGCUCUGGUGGACAUUCCUGCAGUCAGCAUGCAUAUUCUACGCUCCCUCAAAAUUUGAGACAUCUGUGGCGUUGUGUGACAAAACUGCACAUUUUAGUGGCCUUUUAUUGUCCCCUGCACAAGGUGCACCUGUGUAAAGAUCAUGCUGUUUGAUAUGCCACACCUGUCAGGUGGAUGGAUUAUCUUCGCAAAGGAGAAAUGCUCACUAACAGGGAUGUAAACAAAUUUGUGCACAACAUUUGAGAAAUAAGCUUUUUGUGCGUAUGGAACAUUUCUGGGAUCUUUUUAUUUCAGCUCAUGAAACAUGAGACCAACACUUUACAUGUUGCAUUUAUAUUAUUGUUGUGUGUGUGUGUGUGUGUGUGUGUGUGUGUGUGUGUGUGUGUGUGUGUGUGUGUGUGUGUGUGUGUGUGUGUGUGUGUGUGUGUGUGUGUGUGUGUGUGUGUGCGCGCACAGUGAGGGGAAAAAAGUAUUUGAUCCCCUGCUGAUUUUGUACGUUUGCCCACUGACAAAGAAAUGAUCAAUAAUUUUAAUGCUAGGUUUAUUUGAACAGUGAGAGACAGAAUAACAACAAAAAAAUCCAGAAAAACGCAUGUAAAAAAUGUUAUAAAUUGAUUUGCAUUUUAAUGAGGGAAAUAAGUAUUUGACCCCCUCUCAAUCAGAAAGAUUUCUGGCUCCCAGGUGUCUUUUAUACAGGUAACGAGCUGAGAUUAGGAGCACACUCUUAAAGGGAGUGCUCCUAAUCUCAGUUUGUUACCUGUAUAAAAGACACCUGUCCACAGAAGCAAUCAAUCAAUCAGAUUUCAAACUCUCCACCAUGGCCAAGGCCAAAGAGCUCUCCAAGGAUGUCAGGGACAAGAUUGUAGACCUACACAAGGCUGGAAUGGGCUACAAAACCAUCGCCAAGCAGCUUGGUGAGAAGGUGACAACAGUUGGUGCGAUUAUUCGCAAAUGGAAGAAACACAAAAGACCUGUCAAUCUCCCUCGGCCUGGGGCUCCAUGCAAGAUCUCACCUCGUGGAGUUGCAAUGAUCAUGAGAACGGUGAAGAAUCAGCCCAGAACUACACGGGAGGAUCUUGUCAAUGAUCUCAAAGCAGCUGGGACCAUAGUCACCAAGAAAACAAUUGGUAACACACUACGCCGUGAAGGACUGAAAUCCUGCAGCGCCCGCAAGGUCCCCCUGCUCAAGAAAGCACAUAUACAGGGCCGUCUGAAGUUUGCCAAUGAACAUCUGAAUGAUUCAGAGGAGAACUGGGUGAAAGUGUUGUGGUCAGAUGAGACCAAAAUGGAGCUCUUUGGCCUCAACUCGCCGUGUUUGGAGGAGGAGGAAUGCUGCCUAUGACCUCAAGAAUACCAUGCCCACCGUCAAACAUGGAGGUGUAAACAUUAAGCUUUGGGGGUGUUUUUCUGCUAAGGGGACAGGACAACUUUAUCGCAUCAAAGGGACGAUGGACGGGGCCAUGUACCGUCAAAUCUUGGGUGAGAACCUCCUUCCCUCAGCCAGGGCAUUGAUGGCCAACUACAAGAAACAUCUGACCUCUGUGAUUGCCAACAAGAGUUUUGCCACCAAGUACUAAGUCAUGUUUUGCAGAGGGGUCAAAUACUUAUUUCCCUCAAAUAAAAUGCAAAUCAUUUUAUAACAUUUUUGACAUGCAUUUUACUGGAUUUUUUUGUUGUUAUUCUAUCUCUCACUGUUCAAAUAAACCUACCAUUUAAAAUUAUAGACUGAUCAUGUCUUUGUCAGUGGGCAAACGUACAAAAUCAGCAAGGGAUCAAAUACUUUUUUCCCACACUGUAUGUAUGUAUGUAUGUAUGUAUGUACAGUUGAAGUCGGAAGUCACAUACACUUAGGUUGGAGUCAUUAAAACUCGUUUUUCAACCACUCCACAAAUUUCUUGUUAACAAACUAUAGUUUUGGCAAGUCGGUUAGGACAUCUACUUUGUGCAUGACACAAGUAGUUUUUCCAACAAUUGUUUACAGACAGAUUAUUUCACUUAUAAUUCACUGUAUCACAAUUCCAGUGGGUCAGAAGUUUACAUAUACUAAGUUGACUGUGCCUUUAAACAGCUUGGAAAAUUCCAGAAAAUGAUGUCAUGGCUUUAGAAGCUUCUGAUAGGCUAAUUGACAUCAUUUGAGUCCAUUGGAGGUGUACCUGUGGAUGUAUUUCAAGGCCUACCUUCAAACUCAGUGCCUCUUUGCUUGACAUCAUGGGAAAAUCAAAAGAAAUCAGCCAAGACCUCAGAAAAGAAACUGUAGUCCUCCACAAGUCUGGUUCAUCCUUGGGAGCAAUUUCCAAAUGCCUGAAGGUACCACGUUCAUCUGUACAAACAAUAGUACACAACUAUAAACACCAUGGGACCACGCAGCCGUCAUACCGCUCAGGAAGGAGACGCGUUCUUUCUGCUAGAGAUGAACGUACUUUGGUGCAAAUCAAUCCCAGAACAACCGCAAAAGACCUUGUGAAGAUGCUGGAGGAAACAGGUUCAGAAGUAUCUAUAUCCACAGUAAAAUGAGUCCUAUAUCGACAUAACCUGAAAGGCCGCACAGCAAAGAAGAAGCCACUGCUCCAAAACCUCCAUAAAAAAGCCAGACUACGGUUUGCAACUGCACAUGGGGACAAAGAUCGUACUAUUUGGAGAAAUGUCCUCUGGUCUGAUGAAACAACAAUAGAACUGUUUGGCCAUAAUGACCAUCCAGGGGGCUGCUUGCAAGCCGAAGAACACCAUCCCAACCGUGAAGCAUGGGGGUGGCAGCAUCAUGCUGUGGGGGUGCAUUGCUGCAGGAGGGACUGGUGCACUUCACAUAAUAGAUGGCAUCAUGAGGAAGGAAAAUUAUGUGGAUAUAUUGAAGUAACAUCUCAAGACAUCAGUCAGGAAGUUAAAGCUUGGUCGCAAAUGGGUCUUCCAAAUGGACAAUGACCCCAAGCAUACUUCCAAAGUUGUGGCAAAAUGGCUUAAGGACAACAAAGUCAAGGAAUUGGAGUGGCCAUCACAAAGCCCUGACCUCAACCCUAUAGAACAUUUGUGGGCAGAACAGAAAAAGCGUGUGCGAGCAAGGAGGCCUACAAACCUGACUCAGUUACACUAGCUCUGUCAUGAGGAAUGGGCCAAAAUUCACCCAACUUAUUGUGGGAAGCUUGUGGAAGGCUACCCGACACAUUUGACCCAAGUUAAACAAUUUAAAGGCAAUGCUACCGAAUACUAAUUGAGUGUAUGUAAACUUCUGACCCACUGGGUAUGUGAUGAAAUAAAUAAAAGCUGAAAUAAAUCAUUCUCUCUACUAUUAUUCGGACAUUUCACAUUCUUAAAAUAAAGUGGUGAUCCUAACUGACGUAAAACAGGGAAUUUUUACUAGGAUUAAAUGUCAGGAAUUGUGAAAAACUGAGUUUAAAUGUUUUUGGCUAAUGUGUAUGUAAACUUCCGACUUCAACUGUAUGUACAGUGAGGGGAAAAAAGUAUUUGAUCCCCUGCUGAUUUUGUACGUUUGCCCACAGAUAAAGGCAUGAUCAGUCUAUCAUUUUAAUGGUAGGUUUAUUUGAACAGUGAGAGACAGAAUAACAACAAAAAAAUCCAGAAAAACACAUGUCAAAAAUGUUAGAAAUUGAUUUGCAUUUUAAUGAGGGGAAAUAAUUAUUUGACCCCUCUGCAAAACAUGACUUAGUACUUGGUGGCAAAACCCUUGUUGGCAAUCAGAGGUCAGACGUUUCUUGUAGUUGGCCACCAGGUUUGCACACAUCUCAGGAGGGAUUUUGUCCCACUCCUCUUUGCAGAUCUUCUCCAAGUCAUUAAGGUUUCGAGGCUGACGUUUGGCAACUCAAACCUUCAGCUCCCUCCACAGAUCUUCUAUGGGAUUAAGGUCUGGAGACUGGCUAGGCCACUCCAGGACCUUAAUGUGCUUCUUCUUGAGCCACUCUCUUGUUGCCUUGGCCGUGUGUUUUGGGUCAUUGUCAUGCUGGAAUACCCAUCCACGACCCAUUUUCAAUGCCCUGGCUGAGGGAAGGAGGUUCUCACCCAAGAUUGGACGGUACAUGGCCCCGUCCAUCGUCUCUUUGAUGCGGUGAAGUUGUCCUGUCCCCUUAGCAGAAAAACACCCCCAAAGCAUAAUGUUUCCACCUCCGUGUUUGACGGUGGGGAUUGUGUUCUUGGGGUCAUAGGCAGCAUUCCUCCUCCUCCAAACACGGCGAGUUGAGUUGAUGCCAAAGAGCUCAAUUUUGGUCUCAUCUGACCACAACACUUUCACCCAGUUCUCCUCUGAAUCAUUCAGAUGUUCAUUGGCAAACUUCAGACGGCCCUGUAUAUGUGCUUUCUUGAGCAGGGGGACCUUGCGGGCGCUGCAGGAUUUCAGUCCUUCACGGCGUAGUGUGUUACCAAUUAUUUUCUUGGUGACUAUGGUCCCAGCUGCCUUGAGAUCAUUGAGAAGAUCCUCCCGUGUAGUUCUGGGCUGAUUCCUCACCGUUCUCAUGAUCAUUGUAACUCCACGAGGUGAGAUCUUGCAUGGAGCCCCAGGCUGAGGGAGAUUGACAGUUAUUUUGUGUUUCUUCCAUUUGCGAAUAAUCGCACCAACUGUUGUCACCUUCUUGUCACCAAGCUGCUUGGCGAUGGUCUUGUAGCCCAAUCCAGCAUUGUGUAGGUCUACAAUCUUGUCCCUGACAUCCUUGGAGAGCUCUUUGGCCUUGGCCAUGGUGGAGAGUUUGGAAUCUGAUUGAUUGAUUGAUUGCUUCUGUGGACCGGUGUCUUUUUAUACAGGUAACAAGCUGAGAUUAGGAGCACUCCCUUUAAGAGUGUGCUCUUAAUCUCAGCUCGUUACCUGUAUAUAAGACACCUGGGAGCCAGAAAUCUUUCUGAUUGAGAGGGGGUCAUACUUAUUUCCCUCAUUUAAAAUGCAGCUCAAUUUAUAACAUUUUUGACAUGCGUUUUUCUGGAUUUUUUUGUUGUUAUUCUGUCUCUCACUGUUCAAAUAAACCUACCAUACAAAUUAUAGACUGAUCAUUUCUUUGUCAGUGGGCAAACGUACAAAAUCAGCAGAGGAUCAAAUACGUUUUUCCCUCACUGUGUGUGUGUGUGUCAAAAGUUCAUUCUUUAUUUUUACUAUUUUCUACAUUGUAGAAUAAUAGUAAAGACAUCAAAACUAUGGAAUCAUGUAGUAAACAAAAAAGUGUUAAACAAAUCAAAAUAUAUUUUAUAUUUGAGAUUCUUCAUAGUAGCCACCCUUUGUAGCCAACCUGGCCAACCUGGCACCAUCCCUAAGGUGAAGCGUGGUGGUGACAGCAUCAUGCUGUGGGGAUGUUUUUCAGCGGCAGGGACUGGGAGAUCAGUCAGGAUCGAGGGAAAGAUGAACAGAGCAAAGUAUAGAAAGAUCCUUGAUGGAAACCUGCUCCACAGUGCUCAGGACCUCAGACUGGGGCGAAGGUUCACCUUCCAACAGGACAACGACACUAAGCACACAGCCAAGACAAUGCAGGAGUGGCUUCGGGACAAGUCUCUGAAUGUCCUUGAGUGGCCCAGCCAGAGAGAAACUCCCCAAAUACAGGUGUGCCAAGCUAGUAGCGUCAUACCGAAGAAGACUCGAGGCUGUAAUCGCUGCCAAAGGUGCUUCAACAAAGUACUGAGUAAACUGAAACUUAUGUAAAUGUAAUAUUUAAUAUUUGCAUAAAAAUCAAUCUGUUUUUGCUUUGUCGUUAUGGGGUAUUGUGUGUAGAUUGAGGGGGGAAAAUAACAAUUUAAUCAAUUUCAGAAUAAGGCUGUAAUGUAACAAAAUGUGGAAAAAGUGAAGGGGUCUGAAUACUUACAGAAUGCACUGUAUAUGCGUACAGGAGGAGGCUAAUUCGUACAUUUUAUCUCCGAAUAUUUUGUAUAAAGAUGAGCAUUAUAUUGUUAGAUUAUAGGAGUAACUCUGGUAGGCUUGAAACAGUCUUCCUCACCUCAAGUUCAACUGUUGGAGUCAGUUGGAGCGCCUGGGCGCACUGCCUUCAUAUCAUAGGCCUGCAGUAUAAUAGUCUAAUAACCACACAACUUUCACAAGUUUCUUAACUUAAUUAGGGUAAUACAAAAAAUAAGUUAAGCCAUUGUUUAUAGGGAAAAUACGAGCAGGCUAUUAUAUUGCGGCAAACACAGCAUUACAGUUGGAACUUAAUUUGGCCAAAGAAAAUGGCUCAACAGAAUGAAACAAAACACUUGCGGACUGGUUUAAACCUUCACAAUAUUCUUUGUCCUCUAACUUGUGUUUUACUUCAAUGAAAAAGGCCUACAUUUCCACAAUCAACAGUAGCCUAUUUGGAGUUUAGGCUAUGAUAGACAGACUCCUGGACAAUUUGGCCCGCUACAAUUUUUUUUAUUGGCUAAUGGGAAACCUGUGUGUGUGUGUGUGUGUUUUGCUGCUGCAGCAGGAUUAACUCGGAGUUUUGCCCACACACACACACACCCUUGCGUAACCCCAAACAGCUGGAGAUGCUCUUCACUUUUUUUCUCCCAACUUUUAUGUAAUAUAAUAUGGUGUGUGGUUAUAUCACUGGGUCCUACAGUUGGCUAGCAGCUAGCCUGUGUUAGUUAGCCAGAAUGUGUUGUCAUACUCUAAACCAGGGCUCUCCAACCCUAUUCCUGGACAGCUACUGUCCUGUAGGUUUUCAGUCCAACCGUAAUUUAGCGCACCUGAUUCUAAUAAUUAGCUGGUUAAUAUACUGAGUCAGGUUAGUUAUAACUGGAGUGGGAGUGAAAACCUACAGGAGGGUAGCUCUCCAGGAACAGGGUUGGAGAGCCCUGCUCUAAAUUGACUUAUUUUUCAUCUUCCAACUUGAGAGAAGAUGAUUGUCUGUGUUAGUAGAGGGGUCGUUCUUGAAUUGCAGUGGCAUUUGCAUCCAUUAUUUUAGCAACAAUUAAAAACACUUUAAAAUGGCGUAGUUACACAUCAUCCAUGUUUUUGUUUAUAUUGAACUGUUUAUCAAUGAUAAAACAUAAUGCAAGUCCUUUAUAGUGUAAAACUCCUAUUUUUAUGCAUUGUUUAAAGUACUUAGGGCAAGCAAAUUGGCUUGUCCCAGGACUGAUGAGUAGAGUUGUAGUGACAUGUUUUGGGGAUUUAGAUAUCUAUUAUUUAGAAUUCUAGAAUGUAACAAAAGUAUUUUUAAUGCAUUUUACUCUGCUAACUUCUGGAAGAAGAUGUUUGUCUAUCUUAGGGCUCCCCCAAUCGAUUGGUUGAAAUUUCAAAAAUGUGUAUUUUUCCAUAUAUAGACACAUCUUAUGUGUUUUAAUUGCUCCUGUAAGUCGUUCUGGAUAAGAGCGUCUGCUAAAUGACAAAAAAUGUAAAUGUAAAAUUUUAAUCAAAUCAACUAUAUAUAUGCACUGAGUUUGUCUGAUGCUUUAAGCGCACUGUUUGAUGAAAUAAUUAAGACACAGAUGACUAGAGGGAGUCCGACCAGCAAUUGAUUUGAUUGUGCCGGGCCGGGCUCAGACUUGCUGCGCUGUGUAAAAAAAAAAAAAAGACUGAGUGACUGUGUGACUAGCACCUGUUGUCUCUCUCUCCUCCCUGCUGCAGCGACCACCAAAGAACAUCAACAGUGUUUAUCGCACUGUCCGUGUUGCUGAAGCUGCAACAUAAUUACAUAAAUUUUUGACUGAAAAGUUCUGUUACCGAAAUCCCUCAUUUAUAUAGGAAAAACAUUCCCCAUUCCCUCAACCAUUGCUCUCUUUGUGACACGUAUGCACGUAACCAUAGGCCUGACCUAUAGAAUAUCAUAACAUUCAUAAAUUGGUUAUAACAAACUCCGAACACCGUAACACGUGACAGAAAAAUUUAUGCAAUGGCGUGACAAAUAAACUCGAAACAGGAGAAUGUUUGGUUGCUCAGGAGGGAAAGAUGUGUGGAAUAAAUGUGACUAAAAACAGUCGCAUGCAUUCGUGAAUGCAAUUGCUGACGUGGAAUGGUUUAUUUAUUGUUUACGCUAAUUAUUCAAGGGUCUCUUUGUUUUAUUUUAUUUAAAACUGAAAUGCUUGAUUUGCAUUUCAAAUAAUGAAUGACUCGUAUGAUGUGUGAUGACACGAAUGACUGAAUGAUUGAUACAGUAGCCUAUAUCCAGUGCCUUCGGAAAGUAUUCAGACCCCUUGACUUUUUCCACAUUUUGUUAUGUUACAACCUUAUUCUAAAAUGGACUAAAUAAAAAUAAAAAUCCUCAGCAAUCCACACACAAUACCCCAUAAUGACAAAGCGCAAAUUUUGCGCAUUUAUUACAAAUAAAAAAAACUGAGAUACCUUAUUUACAUAAGUAUUCAGACCCUUUGCUAUGAGACUCGAAAUUGAGCUCAGGUGCAUCCUGUUUCCAUUGAUCAUCCUUUAGAUGUUUCUACAUCUUGAUUGGAGUCCAUCUGUGGUGAAUUCAAUUGAUUGGAUAUGAUUUGGAAAGGCACACACCUAUCUAUAUAAGGUCCCACAGUUGACAGUGCAUGUCAGAGCAAAAACCAACCCAUGAGGUCGAAGGAAUUGUCCAUAGAGCUCCGAGACAGGAUUGUGUCGAGGCACAGAUCUGGGGAAGGGUACCAAAAAAAAAUCUGCAUCAUUGAAGGUCCCCAAGAACACAGUGGCCUCUGUCAUUCUUAAAUGGAAGAAGUUUGGAACCACCAAGACUCUUCCUAGAGCUGGCCGCCCAGCCAAACUGAGCAAUAGGGGGAGAAGGGUCUUGGUUAGGGAGGUGACCAAGAACCUGAUGAUCACUCCGACAGAGCUCUAGAAUUCCUCUGUGGAGAUGGAAGAACCUUCCAGAAGGACAACCAUCUCUGCAGCACUCCAACAAUCAGGCCUUUAUGGUAGAGUGACCAGACGGAAGCCACUCCUCAGUAAAAGACCCAUGACAGCCCACGUUUUCUGAUGAAACCAAGAUUGAACUCUUUGGCCUGAAUGCCAAGCGUCACAUCUGGAGGAAACCUGGCACCAUUCCUACGGUGAAGCAUGGUGGUGGCAGCAUCAUGCUGUGGGGAUGUUUUUCAGCGGCAGAGAGAGAUCCUUGACGAAAACCUGCUCCAGAGCGCUCAGGACCUCAGACUGGGGAGAAAGUUCACCUUCCAACAGGACAACGACCCUAAGCACACAGCCAAGACAAUACAGGAGUGGCUUCGGGACAAGUCUCUGAAUGUCCUUGAGUGGCCCAGCCAGAGCCUGGACUUGAACCAUAUCAAACAUCUCUGGAGAGACCUGAAAAUAGCUGUGCAGCAACACUCCCCAUCCAACCUGACAGAGCUUGAGAGGAUCUGCAGAGAAGAAUGUGAGAAACUCCCCAAAUACAAGUGUGCAAGCUUGUAGCGUCAUACCCAAGAAGACUUGAGGCUGUAAUCGCUGCCAAAGGUGCUUCAACAAAGUACUGAGUAAAGGGUCUGAAUACUUCUGUAAAUGUGACAUUUCCGUUCUUUUAUUUGUAAUACAUUUGCUAAAAUGUCUAAACCUGUUUUUUCUUUGUCAUUAUGGGGUAUUGUGUGUAGAUUGAGGGGGAAAAACUAUUUAAUACAUUUUAGAAUAUGACAAAAUGUGGAAAUAGUCAAGGGGUUCUGAAUACUUUCCGAAGGCACUGUAAGUAUUUAAAUAUAGGUCUAAGUAAGUUACGGUAUUAAGACUGAACAGGAUGCGCUCUUUGGCCUACAGCUCAAUGGUGGUUAUACAAGGCUGCUAUACUAAGCCUACUAAUGAUAAUGAUAAUUACUUAUUAUAAUGAUGAUCAUAAACGUAAUAACAAUAAGGAGAUCAAGGAGGAGGGAUAUUAGGCUAUUAUUAUUAUUAUUAUUAUUAUUAUUAUUAUUAUUAUUAUUAUACAUUUUCGGACAAUUUGGAACAGUGUAAACAGCACAAUAAAUAAGUAAUACCAGAGGCCGUUCUAACAGAAAAUAGUGUAAAGCCUUUAUUACAGCAUAGCAAAGAUUAAACACGGCUGAAUUUGUGAAAUUGUUUAGCCGACGUGGUUGUGUGAGGCUUGGUGAUCACGGAAUCAGUAGGCUAUUAAACAAACACUCAAACAGGCAACAGAAGCAGGAUCUGUCUUAUUUCUGUAGAUAUCUAUGGAUGAUUGAUAAAGCCAGGCACAUUUAACAGUUAGGCUAUUGAUUAUAGACCUAAUUAAGUUGGUUUCCGCACUUUUCUUAGACAAUAAGGCAAGGGCUGUUUUCUCAUCUCCUCAUUCUGCUGCUGCCUCCGCCGCAUUGUUCUCAACACCAAUAUGCUGGUUAACUUUGCUAUUAUGCACAUAGCAACAUGGUCUAGGUCUAGGAAAAGGAUAAGAGCAUCUGCUAAAUGACUAGAAUGUUAAAUGUAAAAGGAACCAAUUCAACAGCGUACUGAUGUUUCAGAACCGCGGACAGCCACCGCGAUCCAAUGCGGGAGAAAGCGCAGUUGUUAUAAAAUAAUAUUAUUUUAAUUAGUGUUGCAUCAUUGUUCUUAUGUAAUAUAACCGUAUACAAUUUCAGUAGCACGUCUUAGAGUGAUGGACUGUGCCGUCCCCACGGCCUCCACAAUGGAUCAGUCCACUCAGACAGGAGCCAAUCAGACAGGUGUCCUGUACACCAUGAUUUGUAUUUAUUUUUGCUCCUGCUGGACUAAAGAAAUGUCGGUCAACCAACAGCCUAUCGACCAAAUAAUCGACCAGUGAACUAAAUGGGGUCAGUCCUAGUCUAUCUACAGGUAGCUGCCAAAAUAAAGGAAAUACUUGAGGGGUUCUAGUGGCUCUAUUAUGAUGGUUUUCCUGGCAUGGUUUAGGUCCACUCAACCCCUUAGAGGGCAAACACCAAUAGAUACACAGCCAUUCUGAGUGAUCACCUUCAACCUAUGGUGAAGCAUUUCUAUCCUGAUGGGAGUGGUCUCUUCCAGCAUGACAAUGACCCCAUCCACAGGGUUCGAGUGGUCACUGAAUGGUUUGAUGAGCAUGAAAACUAUGUAAACCAUAUGCCAUGGCCGUCUCAGUCACCAGAGCUCAACCCAAUUGAACACUUUCUGGAGCGCCGCCUGAGACAGCGUUUUCCACCACCAUCAACAAAACACCAAAUUAUGGAAUUGCUCAUGGAAGAAUGGUGUCGUAUCCCUCCAGUAGAGUUCCAGACACUUGUAGAAUCUAUGCCAAGGCGCAUUGAAGCUGUUCUGGCUCGUGGUGGCCCAACAGCAUAUUAAGAUGCUUUAUGUUGGUGUUUCCUUUAUUUUGGCAGUUACCUGUCAGUGUUAGUGAGGCUGUGUUAAUACUCUAUAUUGGUUUGUCUGUGUUAGUAGCGAGGCUGUGUGUUAAUACUCUAUUGGUUUGUCUGUGUUAGUAGUGAGGCUGUUUUUUAAUACUCUGCGCUGGUUUCCUCUCCUCAGGGAACAGAAGGAUCCAGUGUAUCUGCGGGACAAGGUCUCACAAAAACAUUCCAAGGAGCAGUUUGAGGUUGCACAGAAGAUAGAGCAGGAGUAUAGCACAUUCUUUACAGGUUGGUAUUCAACGCAUGUUGCACGGUCUCUGUUUCCCUUUGGCUGUGUGUGUGGCUGUGUGUGUCAUCUUCCGUUCCUAGUUAACCCUUCGCUUCCUGUAUCUUUCCAGGUAUUGUCCAGGGCGGCACUCUGCCCUACAUUUGCACUCAGAUCAUGACUAUAGUUGACCAGGAACAGAGUAAGGUCCUGUGGACUCCCCUUGGCUGCCCCUAGAGGGUGGAGGCCACCACUGCACCCUUCUCCCCUAGAGGGUGGAGGCCACCACUGCACCCUUCUCCCCUAGAGGGUGGAGGCCACCACUGCACCCUUCUCCCCUAGCCUAGGGUGAAGGCCACCACUGCACCCUUCUCCCCUAGCCUAGGGUGAAGGCCACCACUGCACCCUUCUCCCCUAGAGGGUGGAGGCCACCACUGCACCCUUCUCCCCUAGAGGGUGGAGGCCACCACUGCACCCUGCUCCCCUAGAGGGUGGAGGCCACCACUGCACCCUGCUCCCCUUGGCUGCACCUAGAGGGUGAAGGCCACCACUGCACCCUGCUCCCCUUGGCUGCCCCUAGAGGAUGGAGGCCACCAUUGCACCCUGUUGCACUGCGCCUCUACCCUCUCCACUCACAACAAACACUAAAAAACCUUCCACACUAUACCUACAGGUACACUACAGUGAGCUUCUACACAUGUAAACUAUAUAUUUUUGUUCUAUUGUUUUUAGAAUGUUGAUUUAACCAGAGCCUCCUCUUCUUCUCUGUGUAAUCUGUAGCAGGUUGGUAGCACUGACAGGUGGUGUUACACUUCAUUUGGUCUUCCCUAAGGGUUUUAGGUUGGUGUUUCUGUAAAGCUGCGUUGUAAGCAGCCGUUUACAGUUAACAAAUCAGUCUGAGUAUUGUUAUUAAAUGUUCUGCUGGAAUGUGUGUUAAACCCCCCUGACCCAGAAUCAGCCCUUAAAGCAAACCUAUGUACCAAAUGACAUCACCCUGUUUUACACACCCUGUUCAAUGACUGACAACUAAUAAUGUGGAAUAGUAACUGUGUGUGCGUAUGAGUCGUGUGUGUAUGAGCGAGAGAGUAAUAUUAUUGAUAAAUUGUAAUGACUUUGUUGGUUGAAUUGAAACAUGGUCUUUGAUAUUGGUAUGAAGUUGACGCCAUAUAAACGUUACCUGUAGAACAGAUAAACCUCUCCAAGCGAUAUCUGUCUUAUUGGUCUUCUGUCAAAAAUGUUUUAUCCAAAAGGUGAUUUUGGAUGGGUCAAAUCAAUCAAUAUUUUACAGCUUUCAAUCAGACCAAACUUUGAUGUGCAUCACGUGUGUAACUGUGUGUCAAUAAAUUCAAUUGUGUUUCUAUAGCAAAGCAAAAGCAAUGAAAAUCACACAUGGCAGUAGCGAAUGAUGUCUGGUCUACUCGUUGCGUUUCUAUGGUCACUGCACGGGAGUGGACAGUUUACAGGCUUAUCGGAAGUGCCUUCCGUUGGAGACAGGCCCCAUUCCUUACCAUUUCAGAUCUGAUGGAACAGGAUAAGAAGAAGCAAUAUGGAGGUAGAAGCUCCCCACUGCCCAUUGGAAGGCUAGCUGGAGACAUCACCAUGUUGUUUACACCCAUCUGGUACCUUCAGAUCUGCAAACACCAUAGAGUUAACAUUAGCGUUGCAAAAUUCCGGGAACUUUCACAAAAUUCCCUGGUUUUCCCGAAAUCCCACUAUAGAUCUGCAAACAAACACAAGAGCGUAUGACAAUAGCAAGGUUGUGAGAGUAGGCCAGACGGCGACCACCUCAGAAUGCACUCCAGGGCUAGACAGACCACUGUGUCUCCAUCACAUUAUCUGUCACAUAUUUAAAGACUAUAUAUGUGUGUGUGUGUGUGUGUGUGUGUACAUACCUCACAGGCACUUGAGUACCUCUAUGUAGGGCCUAUGGACUGUACAGUAUGCAGAUGAAUUAUUCUAUAGUACAUGUAUUUUGACUAGGUCUCAGGCCUAUGGAAGUUCAGUAGUCAUGUCUUAGCAGGUAUUAGCAUGUUUUUUUUAAACUGUUUUGUUUUUGUUUUUAAAUGUACUCACAAACCAGAAAGACACCAUGGAGAAAAUGUGCAGGGUAAAAUCAUUCUUAACAUUUUUUGUUCUUAAUAAAACUGUUUAAAUGUUAGUGAUUUUUUUCAUUGUUAUUUAAUGUCUUUUUAUUUUAUUUUAUCUAAGAGGCACAAACACAUUCUCCUGCAUCCUAAUGUGCCAAAAUCCAGCAUGUCAGUUUUAUCUUUUUAUUUCUGUUUUGCACUUGUUAUUCUGUGGACCUUAACAAAUAGUUCCUAGGUUUCCCAGUAGACUUUAUAAAUAAAUAGGUACUAAUAUUAUAAUUUUUACUGUAACUAAUUCACAUUUUAAAUGUAUCACGUCAUUUCCUUACAUUUCAUUGGCCUUUUUGAUUCUUUAAUAACCUUGAUUAGAAAACAACAGACAGAUUGCUCCUCCAUAUUUACAUUCUCGAUGAAAAAGGGAUUUCUUGCACAUUUUUUCAAAGAAAAAUCGGAUCUGAAGUUUGACUAUUGGGCUAUAUGAUUAGGCAUAUUAAGUACAAUUGUAAUGUACCUUUUUUGGAGUAGAUAGAGAUAUGGUUUAGAAUGAGAAGAGGGAUACCAUGUGACAUGGUUGUAUUUCUAAGAAGAAUGACUAGCUGCCAGGUACUGUUCUGCGCUUUUCUUUAUUUUCUUUUUAAAAUAAUGUGAUUGGUAUCAAAUGUUGAGACAUUAACAUGAGAAUAAAAGUCAUUUUCUCUAUCACAACUACAUGGCUUCUGUGUCAGACUUAUUACUGGGGACUUACACUUGGCAAGACUAUCAGCGACCUAGUUGCUAGUGACCAGUAAUUUUCAAUGGAGGAAGACACGAGGAGACACACAGAGACUUAACGGUUGGCGACCAGAGAGCUAGCUACCAGUGUUCAACGUUUCACAAGUUUAUGCAAAUUUCAACUACGUGACUGCACAACAGCCAAUCGGGAGACUGCAGCUCUUGCAAGCAAGCUUUAACAUUGGCUAACGACCAAACUGCCGUCAUGCUGCAUGCUGUUAAGGAUACACCCACCUGGGGAGAUCUCCACGACUUGAUCGCUGAUUGUCUCUGCAAGUGGGAGUCCCCAGUUAUUCGUGUCUCUCACAAUCUCUCCCUGUUCUUGAAUGAGUUACAGUUAGCAACCUUGUUUCAUUCAGUACUAGGAAAUAUUAAAAUGUAGACCACUUAAUACUUUUCAACCAUCCCUGUCUGGAAAUAGAAUAUAGUAGAUAUUGUCCAUUUUGCAUUGAAAAGGUAUCCAACCAGACACCACACACAGUUACCUAAAGGGCAGCUUUGGCCCCUGAUGGUCUGGCAGCUGUAUGAGAAUGCACAGCGGAUCCAGAGAGGACAGAUCCCCAGCAAAUACAUGUAAGACCCACACUGCACAGGGGUUUAUUUUGAUAUAAAGCAGAUUUUGCUCAGGAAAAUGCAGUUAUUCACGUUCCAAAAUAUCUGAUGCCCCUAAAAUCUGCCGCCCUUGACAGAUGCACUAUAAUGAAAUAAUUAUAAUUUAGCUGAAAGCAGCAGAGUAAACGAACAUCCAUCAAUUUUUCUGUGCAGAGAAUGAGAUAAGGAAGACCGUAUCUCUGGAUCACCGUAGAGAUAUGGCCUCGCCUCAGAAAUGACAAAGCUCUCUACACAUUCCUCUGCAUUCAGACCGACAUCCCUAACCAAGAUGUACUAGUAGAGCAACAAUCAACCAGGUUUUUCACUUUCACCCAUCCAGUCCUCUGACUCCUCUCCCAUCAGUAUACAGGAUGGGAAGAAAACAUGGGAAAGACUGAAUGGUAGAUGGAGAACAGGGUCAUGUUAUUUUACUGAAUGACUUUGUUCUGGCCAAAGAGUUUGCCAACAAUGAAAAUGGCUAAAUUUCCCCCCCAAAUUUAAUUCAUAUGGGAUUGUAUUCAGUUUGGGGAAAUUAUUCAAUUACAAUAUUCUCACUACUGAUAAACUACAGUAUCUUCACUGUCAGUAAAUCCAAGAAACGUGGUUUUCUUAGACACAUUUCUAUACGGUCCAGUACCAGAAAUGCACGCUGUGUGAUUCCUCAUUCCAUCAAGUUAGGUAGCCUCUAGCUACACCAGAUCUGAUUGGUGGAUUGGGCUUCCAAUGCUCGAGGUCACUUCCUCAAAGCUGUAACUAAGGUCACAUGGUCUUCUUCCCAUGAUGUUCACCGAGAUAAUUGUCCUCCGGCUCCCUGACCUGCUCAUUGGGGCGAGAGAUGGCCCCAUGACCCACCUACCCAUUAUACCCUGUCCCUCUUGCCAGGCCCUGGGACCAACCCUCAAUUAUCUUGCUCCUCCUCCUCCCCAAAGUGUACACUCUUUCACUCCCUAUCAAAGAUUUGAAAGAAUAUAAUAUUAUUUACAAUGAUGUACACAAUCAGCUUGGUUGAUGUAUUAGGAGGAAGUUUCCCACCAUAUUCCAUAGAAUAGGAAUACUGUUGUUGUUGUCAUGGAAAGCUUGGUACCCAAAUGGAGACCAGUUUGUCAGAUGCGUGUACCAAAUACAUAUUAUGAACUGUGUCAUUCCUCCUCAGACGUCAACCCUCCCCUAGCCAAGCGUCACCCCUCCUCCUCAACUCUCACCCCUUCCCUGAUUGUUUCAACUCAACCCUGCAUUAGUAAAGCCUCACCUCUCAAGCUAACUUUGAUGAACGUUCAGAAAUAAUUUAGGAUUUUCUGGUUCAUUAUGAAUAUAAUCACUGUUCCAAUAAAGGCAAAUCACCAUUUGUCAUGUUUUCUGCUACGUUAGGUUAGGGCCCCCAUGAUAGUCAGGGCCCCCCCAGAUAGCACAUGAACACAUCCGUUGAGGGCCCCCCCAGAUAGCACAUGAACACAUCCGUUGAGGGCCCCCCCAGAUAGCAUAUGAACACAUCUGUUGAGGGCCCCCCCAGAUAGCAUAUGAACACAUCCGUUGAGGGCCCCCCCAGAUAGCAUAUGAACACAUCCGUUGAGGGCCCCCCCAGAUAGCAUAUGAACACAUCCGUUGAGGGCCCCCCCAGAUAGCAUAUGAACACAUCCGUUGAGGGCCCCCUAUACAUCUUCCUCGUUAUGCUCGCUAUACCACAGAAGAUCGUUAAAGCUGAUUUAUGACAUCUCCAUUUAGAAUUAAAUCAAACCGCUUAUAAAGACAUACAGUACAUCAAAGCUAUAUUCUGCCAAUCGGCUUGUCUCCAACCUUUCACAGCCCAUCCCCAAGACUGCAGAUUCAGUUAGGACAGCUAUUACAGUUGAGGGAAUAAUCGUUCCUAACACUAUAAAUCAGCAGCAUAUAGCUCACACUGUAUAUCUUCUUUACACAUCAGUUAAACUGGAUGUGUGUUUACGUUCUAAAUCAAAACGGUGUGACCAGGAGAUCCUGUGUCAUAGUAACUAACACCCUAACUAAGACCAACACACUCACACGCCAAUAAAUACAUGGAGUGUAUGAAUGAAUGAACGAAUGCAUGACGGAAUGGAUGAAUUAAUUAAUUAAUGAGUGGAUAGAUUAAUGAAUAAAUGAGUGAGUGAGUGAGUGAGUGAGUGAGUGAGUGAGUGAGUGAGUGAGUGAGUGAGUGAAUGAAUGAAUGAAUGAAUGAAUGAAUGAGUGGAUGGAUGAAUGAGUGAGUGGAUGGAUGGAUGAAUUAAAGGAUACAUGAAUGACGGAAUGGAUGGAUCACUGAAUGAGUGGAUUAAUUAAUUAAUAGUUGUUAUAAACCAUUGAUAAAGCAUGGAUAUAGUAAUUUUGUUGGCUUAGCUGUCAAUAUUAUGUUAUCAAAAUCAACAUUUAUUUGGCAUACGCAAAGGAUACAGUGGGGUUUAUACGGGAAUAUGACAUUGCAUUGUAUCGUGUUCUAUUGAAGUAACAAUUGGUUUUAUGUUUUCCCACACAGGGCCAACAACCCCCAAAGACUCGGACUUGUCCCUCCUGUCCCACUACCAAUCACGUAAAAGGUUCUCCCAGUGCAAAGGGCUUGGUAGGAAACUUUUGUUAAUGAAGAAUGGCAGACAUUAUGCUAGUUACGUAUUAUUAAGUAUUUUCCCUUUUCCUGAUGAAACUUGAGAAAUGAAUAUACAAUUAUAUAGAGGGUUCUACAUGGAACCCAAAGGGUUCUACCUGAAACCAAAAAGGGUUCUACCUGGAACCAAAAAAGGGUUCUCCUAUGGGGACAGCCGAAGAACCGUUUUGGAAUCCUUUUCCUACAAGUGUACCUCCUCUCUCUCAGGUGAGACCAUGGCCAGUAUAUUACCUACCUCUCUCUCAGGUGAGACCAUGGCCAGUAUAUUACCUACCUCUCUCUCAGGUGAGACCAUGGCCAGUAUAUUACCUACAUCCUCUCUC
Molecule: messenger RNA, 84182 nt
Organism: Coregonus sp. 'balchen'
Lineage: Eukaryota; Metazoa; Chordata; Actinopteri; Salmoniformes; Salmonidae
Source: the annotation of a GenBank genome assembly